AUGGAGCUGCCGGUAAGCUGCUAGAAAUCUCCACACUGCUUUCAGUUUAGAUAGCAAUUCAUUUCAACUAGCUCUCUGUAUAUUUAAUGGAAGCAUCUUGACUGGAUGAGCCACUUCCUGGAUCAGGUUUACUCAUUACAGAGAAUGCAAAGCCAUGGGCUUACUAGGAAAUGCAAGAACUUCAAACAAGAGUAUCUAUUGUUUAUGGUUAUUUAUUUAUACAAUAUUUUAGCAAGAAGGAUACCUUGAGAUUUCUCUCAUUUUCAAGUAUGUCCUGGGCUUCAAGCCUGUCCUGGGAUUAUUAGUUCGAAGAAGGUAAUUAUCUGAAUAAUGGAAUUGCAGAAACCUAAGACAAAGGGCACUUCUUUUUUUAAAAGAAAAUCUGAACCUGUCCCUUUGCGGGCGUGGCCAUCUUCUUCUGGAUGGUCCUCUUUAGAUCCUGGUGUAUCAGCACCAGGAGCCGACGUCAGUGUUGUACUCUCGCAUAUGCUCAAGAGUACAGCAUUGAGGCCUAUGAAGCAUCCCAUUAGACGGUGAGAUCCUCCGUAGACAGUGCCAGUUCCCUGCAGCCGUCACUGGUGAUGGUAUUGACCCUUCUAGAUGGCGGUAGCUCUGCCCAGUGUUAAGAGGUAUCAGGCGAGGGGAAAUAUACAGAGACAAAGAACUUCCUACUCUGUCUCAGUGUAUCUCUUGACUGGGUUGGAAUUUCAGUGAAAUUCUAAUACAGUCAAAAUUUGUAUUUCUAUCUUUAUAAAAUUCUCACUUUUCAUGGGUGACCGUGCCACUUUAAAAAUAUUUAUUAGGCAAACAAUUACAGCAUUCCACAACAUCAGUAUAUGUAAAUGAACAUAUUCAGGAGCCAUAUACAUUAAAUAAAAGGUACAUAUUCUAAAAAGUUGAAAAGAAAGCUACACUAACUGAAUCUAACUCGUUCCAAACUAUGGUCUCAAUUUAAUAGUUUUGGAUAAGCUAUACAAAUGAUUUAAUACUUUAGCUAAACUUUAAAAAAAAAAAAUUAAUAAAAUUUUAAAAUAUUAUUUAUUAUUUAUUUAUAAAAUAUUUUAACAGGAAAUAUCAAAAAAUGCAUCAUACAAUCAAUAAUUAUUUACACAAGAAAAACAUAUAUAUCAUAUCAUAUAUAAAAAAAUUAUCGAAAUAUUAAAUUAAUUUAUUUUACAAGCUGAUCCAAAAAUAUUAAAUCUAAACCAAUAUCACAAAAUCUGUGUAUUAAAAGCAUUAACACACAACAAUGUAGCCAUUCACAAAAUGUGUAGACAUUAACUUAAUUUUCUCACUCUACAUUUAAUCAUUAGCUAAAUUCAUGCUGCCUAGAUACCAUGUGAAAGCAUUUAAAAUUAUUUAAUGACAUCAAGGCACCAUGUGUGAGUAUAAAGCCAGGUAUGUCGGAGAGUUACGAAAGGGUGAAACGGUGCCAUUGGAUAAAAGGACUAUUUCUCUGUAGCAAGUUUCCUCUCUAGACAAACUUGCUAAUAUGUUAGUGAGAAAGGCGCAUACAAAAAGGCCAGUGUUUCACUGCUGCCUAUACAGCAUGUUAUGUGUGUAGCUGUUGUUCUAGACAGUCAUAAACUUCUGCUGCCCUCGGUCUUGUUUUGAGUUAAGUUCACCAUUUUUCCCCUGAGACAUUUUUGAGCAAAGAAAGCAUUUUAAGAAACCUAGACCAUGUAAAGGAGGCAAAGUGCAACUGCAUACAGUUACAUAAACAAUGAUUUCUUUCCAAGACGGUUUUUAUAUUGUCCCUGGCUUUUUUCAGUACACAGAUCUCUUACUUAUUAUCCCCUCCAUUGACCAGCUAAUAUAUGUGCUAGCUUCCCAAAGGAGUCCGAGGCGGGACACACUAGUUGGGUUUGGCAGGCAAACAAAGUUUUUUUAGAAACCCAGCGGAUGAACUUCUGAAAGACCUAUAACUGUGCUUUGGAAACAGUAUCGUGACUCUAAAUUUCAACACGUUUUAAACAGCGGUGGGAUAAGGAAAAGCAGCGGCUGUAACAUGAAUAUCAAGGCCUGCUUAAUUGUAAAACCUUACUUAAAAUAAUAACAAACACGUGUGGUAUGAAAGGAGACUAGAAAUUAAACAAAACUGUUAUUUAAAGUGCUUCUGUCAUCAAAAAUGGUAUUUGCAGCAUUGGUUAACACUUUAGAAAAGGCCUUUUUUAUUUUAUUUUUUAAAUACAUUUUACAGGGAUAUAAAUUUUGUUUUACAAAUUUAAGAAUUGGAAUUUACUUGGACUUACAGGCAUUAACAUUUUGGCACUUGGGUACUCUCUGUCUCCUGCCAAUUGGGGAAAAUGGCUAAAAAGAAAACUGCAAUUCUUUAUUAAAUUAUCUUUACCCUGUUGUGACAGGUGACAUGUCAAGACUGUCAAAGUACAAAGUGAUUUCCCCAAAGCUUGUCAUCAGGAAGUUUGAAGGAUAUGUUGAGUAAUGCAAUUAGUCCACACUGAAAAUGUUUAAUUCUGACUAGAGUUUGAAUUGUUGGAACUUCAAAUUGAACUAAAAGAUCAUUUAAAAUUUAGGGCCUGGAAGCAUAGACUUAGAGGACUUUUCCAGUUUGGUUAUUCUGACUUUAAUUCACUUUAAAUUCUUACUUUAGUUUAUAACCCUGUUAGUUCAAAAUAGAUGUGACCAAGAAACAGGGGUGUGUAAAUGCACUCAGUCCCAUACAAUAUAUCUCUUGGUGCAGCCAGGCCGGUUCCAGUACCAGGAACCAAAUAUUUGGAGAUGCAAGCUUGACAAAGACCGUUCAGGUCGAAACGUUGUGAGUGGCGGUGGGUUCAAUAACAGUUGCCUUUUUUGUAUUCUGGAGUGCCUGGACCUUCUAUUUUUGCAGUUCAAAAUAAAUGAACAGGAAACAGCAAAUAUGGACACAUUUUUAACAACUGCGCAAUAGGUGCCUUAAUAUUCAAAAUUCUAUUUGACGUCCUGACAAUUCACACUCAAAUACGAUAACCCUGUAUUAAAAUAAUAUACAGAGUAAAACAAAAUAUAAUGUGCACCUAGCUGUACACCCACACCUCGGUUAACUCCAAAACUGUGUAAUAAAUAUAAAGCAAGCAGAAAAAUGGAGUGGUGUACUGAAAUAGACAUAUGAGGCCAAAUCUCAGAAUUUCAUGGUAAGUAUACAUACACUACCCUUGGAGGAUCUUCAAACCGACAGACAUAUAUAGAUCUUCAAACUUUAAUCUCUAAAAAUAUACAAUAUCGCACAUAGCAUAGAAUCACAAAAAAUAGGAAAUAAAAAGAAGAUAAUGUUGCACUCACAAACAUCAACCCACAAGAUGUGGCCAAAAUGUCAAGUAAAUAGGUCAAAUAGACAUCCAGUGGUUCCUGUCCACUGUGUCCAGUAAAAUUUCCAGUGAUUCCAAUACCUUUGUGUAAUGGUUCUGUAUCCUUCAAUGCUAAGGUGAAUAGGAUCUUGUAUGAACAGUUCAGACAGCAACACCAAAGAGCUUUGUAGAUAGAGGUAGUUGUGUCAGCUGGUAAAAAUCUGCCAUCAGAAGACACCAUGAAUUUGCAACUUAUUUGAAAAUAACUAUUUCGAGAAAAAUCUUAAAGUCAGUAACUGAAACCUUCAGGGUUAUUUACUAAGGUAAGAAUUCAAGGUAAAUUCAAAGUAAAUUUCAAAUUUAAGAUCAAAAGUAGCUGACUUGAAAGCAUAGCUGACUUAGAGAUAUAUUCAAAUUUGGUUAUUUUGACCAUAGAAUUGAGAUUUACUUUGAAUCACCUUAAAUUCUCACAUUAGUGCAUAACCCUGCUUGUUUGUUUCUAAUUUAGCCUAUUCAGUUCCAUGUAUUAGUGUGACAUUUAUUCGAUACACAGGAUACAAGUCGAGUACAUUAUCUUCUGACAAUAAAACGAUUCUGUAUAGAUUUAAAAAAUAAAUUAAUACAUUUGGGAGAGUGAAACUGGUCUUCACAGUCCCUAUCAAUUAGUAACAGUGACUGAUAGGAAUUUUCUCUUUCUCCACCAGGUGAACACAGUUCCUGGAUUGGAGCAAAAGGUAAGUGGGGUUUAUGGACUGCCACUCUGUAAGAGUAUUACUGAACCAUUAUCCUGGAACAAUAACAUAUACCAGAAUAGACAGUGUCAGACUCCUCCACCAGGAAGAGACCCACCAAUCAGGAGUCUCCCAUUCUGGUUUAUGAGUUCCGAUCGGUGUUUAUGGGAUAAGCAGCCAUACCACAGUGCCUAUUCUACCUAGUUACAACUUUCCAGGUAAAAGCUAAUCGGAAGUAUCGGUAGGCCUGCUUUUAGAUUCUUGUUUUCUUUGGGGGGUAUUUUUACUAAGCUGUGAAAAAAAAUGUGGAAUGGAAUUGCACACCUGUGCAAUAAUCAUGCUGUCUAAUCAGCAUCUUGAUAUGCCACACCUGUGAGGUGGAUGGAUUAUCUCAGCAAAGGGGAGAAGUAUUCAUUAACACAGAUUUAGACAGAUUUGUGAACAAUAUUUGAGAUAAAUAGGCCUUUUGUGUACAUAGAAAAAGUCUUAAGUCUUUAACCCCUUAAGACUGGAGGGCGUACAAUUACGCCCUAUUUUAAGCGGCUCUAAAUGCAGCCGGGCGUAAUUGUACGCCCUCCGGUCUUUCUUUACUUACUCGGUCGCCGGCGGUCCCACGCCGGCGAUCGCGGUGGGGGGGACUCCCAGGGAGCCACCCCGCAGUAGAUCCUCCUCCUCCGGUCCCCCCCGGCCAUGUGAGAGUGAGGUCCUUGCGAGGACCCCACAAUCACAUGGCCGGUAUAGCUGGCUUCUGUAUUGCCAGCAGGGGGGCUGCCUGUAAUGACAGGUGGUCCCCUUGCUGGCUGGAAAUAAAAUUUAAAUAAAUUAAGUGUAAAAAAAAUAUAUACAUACUUAGAUCAUAUAUACAUUAUAUAUGAUCUAAGUAUAUAUAUAUAUAUAUAUAUACAUAUACAUACACACACAUACACUGUCUAGGUGUAUUUUACUAUUAAUAUAUAUAUAUAAUUAUAUAUAUAUUAAUAUCAAAUUACACGUAUACUGAUACUGAUUAAAUAUAUAUAAUUAUUGUUAUAUAUAUUUAUAUAUAAUAUAAAAAAAUUAAAUAUGUAAAUACGUUAAAAAAUAAUAAAAUAAAUAAUUACAAAAUAUAUAGAUGUGUGUUAUUUCGUUGUAACUGUAUUGUGAUAUUAAAAUAUAUAUAUUUAUAUCAAAAUACACGUAGAACGAAAUAUAUAUAUCUACAUACAUAAAUAUAUACGUAUAUAUCACUAUAUAUAUACCAAUAUAUAAAUAAAAAUAUUUUUUAAAAAUUAUAUAUAUAUAUAUAUAUAUAUACACAUAUAGAUUCACAUACAUAUAUAUAUAUAUAUAUAUAUAUAUAUAUAUAUAUAUACAUAUAUUAAUUCUACAUAUAUAUUUAUGUAAUAUUCUUACAUAAUUAGGUAUCUUAAUUAAUUACAAUUAGCGGGACCUGCCUGACAACCAAUGCCGAAAGUAAAGGGAAUUUAAUUUGCUAGCACUAUAUUUAAGCCUAUAACUUUCCAAGACACCAUAAAACCUCUACAUGUGGGGUACUGUUCUACUCGGGAGACUUCGCUGAACACAAAUAUUAGUGUUUCAAAACAGUAAAAUGUAUUACAACGAUGAUAUCACCAGUAAAAGUUACAUUUUUUGCAUUUUUCAUGCACAAACAGCACUUACACGGACGAUAUUAUUGCUGUGAUACUUUUUGCUGUUUUGAAACACAAAUAUUUGUGUUCACCGAAGUCUCCCGAGUACAACAGUACCCCUCAUGUACAGGUUUUAUGGUGUUUUCAAAAGUUACAGUGUUAAAUAUAAGGCUUGCGUUUCAUUUUUUUCACAUUAAAAUUCACCAGAUUGGUUAGGGUGCAUUUGAGACCCUAUGGUAGCCCAAGAAUGAAAAUUACCCCUAUGAUGUCAUACCAUUUGCAAUAGUAGACAACCAAAAGUAUUGCAAACGGGGUAUGUCCAGUCUUUUUUAGUAGCCACUUAGUCACAAACACUGGCCAAAAUUGGCAUUUUUUGCAUUUUUCACACAAACAAAUACUAACGCUAGCUUUGGCCAGUGUUUGUGACCAAAUGGCUACUAAAAAAGAUUGGACAUACCCCAUUUGCAAUACCUUGGGUUGUCUACUAUUGCAAAUGGUGUGCCAUUAUGGGUGUAAAUUUCAUUCCUGGGCUACUAUACAGUCCCAAAGGCAGCGUAACCAAUCUGGCGAAUUUCAAUUUCAAAUGUAACGUGCUAUAUUUGACCCUGUAACUUCCCAAAACGCCAUAAAACCUGUACAUAGGGGGUACUGUUUUACAUGUGAGACUUUGCUGAAUACAAAUAUGUGUACUUUAUUGCAGUAAAAGCAAACAGUAUUAUGACAUUGACAGUUAAAAUGUCAUGUAGAACUAAAAAAAUAAUUAAAAAAAAUAAUCGUAUUUUCUCCCAUUUUUUUCAUAUUAAAUUAUGUUUCAUAGCGAAAUAUUUGAUAUUAAAUAAAAGCCCUGGUUCCCCUGAAUAAAAUGAUAUAUAAUAAGGGUGGGUGCAUUUAAUAUGAAAGAGUUGAAUUAUGGUUGGACAGACAUGUAGCGCAAAUGCCAGGUUUUGUUUACAUUUUUUUUUCGUUCACAACGUGUACCUUUGGCUCCGUCCUUAAGAUGUUAAAUUCAACUCAUGAAAAAUGGGGUCAAAAACAAGUGUUGCGUUUAUAAUUUAGUUCAGUGCAGUAUAUUAUUGGGAAUUGUUAUCGACAACAAACUAUGCAACAAUGUGCAAUGUCAAUCAGCAGUGGCCAAGGCCAGUAAGGUAUUGUCAUGCAUGAAAAAGGGCAUUCAUUCUCGGGACAAGAAUAUAAUUUUGCCUCUUUAUAAAUCACUGGUAAGACCCCAUAUUGACUAUGCUGUGCAAUUUUGGGCACCUGUUCUAAAGAAGGAUAUUAUGGCACUAGAAAAAGUGCAGAGGCGGGCUACAAAAUUAAUAAAAGGAAUGGAACAUAUCGGCUAUGAAGAAAGGUUAACAAAUUUAAACCUAUUUAGUUUAGAAAAACGUCGCCUGAGAGGGGAUAUGAUAACAUUAUACAAAUAUAUUCGGGGCCAAUACAAACCAUUGUGUGGAAAUCUAUUCACAAACCGGACUUUACAUAGGACACGAGGCCAUGCGUUUAGACUGGAAGAAAGAAGAUUUCGUCUAAGGCAAAGGAAAGGUUUUUUUACUGUAAGAACAAUCAGGAUGUGGAAUUCUCUGCCUGAAGAAGUGGUUUUAUCAGAGUCCAUACAGAUGUUCAAAUGGCUACUAGAUGCAUACUUGCAAGAACAGAAUAUUCAAGGAUAUAAUCUUUCAAUGUAGGGUAAUAACUGCUUGAUCCAAGGAUAAAUCUGACUGCCAUUCUGGGGUCAAGAAGGAAUUUUUUUCCUAGCUUGUUGCAAAAUUGUGCUUCAAACUGGGGUUUUUUUUGCCUUCUUUUGGAUCAACAGCCUAAUUAAAACUAUGGGAUGAAAUGAUUCGUAUUUAAUGAGAAAGGAUGUAUGUAGGAUAAGGAGUUUGUCUCCGAUAGCAGGUCUGCUUAUAUCUUAAAAGGAACAUUUAUAAUUUUGUUCAGUGUAAAUACAUAUUUUAUUCCAUUUUACAGUUUAAGAUCGACAUCAUGGUUCCAUAAUACAAUAUUUCACAAAAUGAAUUGUUACUGGAUCAUAUUGUAAAUCCUGGUUAACAUAUUGAAAGCAUGACACAUUUUUGUUUAAUGUAACAUCCUUUAUGAAGUUUGAGGAUGUUAUUCCCAGUUUGUGAUUUUUUAUUCUUUGCUCUUCGGUUCUUCACAAAUAUAUCAGUCUAACAUUAUCAGUGCGGUCAUAAAAGUAUUCACUAACGGCAAGCAGGCGCCUUAAAAGCGAAGGAUUAUGAAAUAAUGUUGGCAGCAUGAACAUAAGUUAAAAAAAAUACAGUAUGCAAUUACAAAUAAAUUAAUCUUCGGCCAAAGAAUAUAUCUUCUGAUCUUUUUGAUUUGAUCUUGAGUUUCUGUACAUAUAGAGCAAAUGUAGGAACCAAUGCUGUGGAUUACAUCUCUGCUGAUGCUUUGCAAGCAUUAUGGCUGUAAUAUGAUUAUGAGAGAUGUAGUUCAUAAACGUUUGGAGUGCGGAAGUUUGCCUACCAAACUAUAAAGUUAUUUUCAAUGCAAACCAUAAUUUGUAAUAUAAUUCGAGAUUGAAAAUUUCCAAUGCAAUAUGUUACGUGUGUGUUCAAUAAACCAUGUUGUUUUUUUCAAAUCAAAUAAAAAGGUGAUUUGCGCACACAGAAGUGAACGUAGGUUUUACCUUACACUUAAAUCUUUUCAGGUAACCAUACAGCAGGUUAUUCUUAAAAACCUAUAUACAAAUAGAUUAAAACACACAUAGUGUAAACUGUAUAUAAACCAUAAUAACGUGAAUGAAAUAUUUCUCCAAACUCACAAUUUUCAGAGCCUAUUAGAAGUUGGCUCUAGACUUAUGUUGCUUAACAUCUCAUCCUUGAGAUACACAGCGGAUAUGUAGCAGGUACACCCACAGGAACUCGGUACUGGUAAAUUGAAGCAAACUCCAAAGUCCAGGGUAAAUGCGUAUAGAAAGUUUUAUUAAACAAAUAGUUACAAAUAAAAGCACGAAUAUACAAAGUAAAAAAAAUUAAGCACAACGCGUUUCAACCUUUAAAUAGGUGUCUCGCUGUAAAUAGUGACAUUACACUUGGGUAAUUUUAGCUGCACCAGUUUCUAGUGAUAUUAGCGCCGUGUCCUUUUUCUGUUCUAUCUUUUAUAAUGGUUUUUUUUUGUAUUUUUCAAGGUGUUUUCUAGCUGUUACGGCCUUUUUGCUUAAAGUCAGCAUCUAUUGAAUGGAUCGUCACAAAUAGUACAUCAAAUAUAGCACAGUACGACCAUACAAUAGAAGCAUAAUCAUAAUAAUCAUAGGGUAAACAGGGUUGUGUUAGUUCACAAAUCAUAUAAAACCAAAUACGUUAAAUACACAGUUUCCAAAUGUAACACACUGAAUAUGCUGUGCAAUUUUGGGCACCUGUUCUAAAGAAGGAUAUUAUGGCACUAGAAAAAGUGCAGAGGCGGGCUACAAAAUUAAUAAAAGGAAUGGAACAUAUCGGCUAUGAAGAAGGUUAACAAAUUUAAACCUAUUUAGUUUAGAAAAACGUCGCCUGAGAGAGGAUAUGAUAACAUUAUACAAAUAUAUUCGGGGCCAAUACAAACCAUUGUGUGGAAAUCUAUUCACAAACUGGACUUUACAUAGGACACGAGGCCAUGCGUUUAGACUGGAAGAAAGAAGAUUUCGUCAAAGGCAAAGGAAAGGUUUUUUUACUGUAAGAACAAUCAGGAUGUGGAAUUCUCUGCCUGAAGAAGUGGUUUUAUCAGAGUCCAUACAGAUGUUCAAACGGCUACUAGAUGCAUACUUGCAAGAACAGAAUAUUCAAGGAUAUAUAAUCUUUCAAUGUAGGGUAAUAACUGCUUGAUCCAAGGAUAAAUCUGACUGCCAUUCUGGGGUCAAGAAGGAUUUUUUUUCCUAUCUUGUUGCAAAAUUGUGCUUUUUUUUGCCUUCUUUUGGAUCAACAGCAAAAAACAAAUGUGAGGUAGGCUGAACUUGAUGGACGCAAGUCUCUUUUCAGCUAUGUAACUAUGUAACCAUGUAACUCCUUCACUCCCUGCCCCCUUGCAUCCCCUUCACUCCCUGCCCCCCUGUAACCUCUUCACUCCCUGCCCCCCUGUAACCCCUUUACUCCUUGCCCCCUGUAACUCCUUCAACUCCCUGCCCCCCUGUAACACCUUCACUCCCUGCCCCCCUGUAACUCCUUCAAUUCCCUGCCCCCCUGUAACUCCUUCACUCCCUGCCCCCCUGUAACUCCUUCACUUCCUGCUCCCCUGUAACCCCUGCCCCCGUAACCUCUUCUGCCCCUCUCCUUCUCCCCUGCCCCUUGUAACUCCUUCACCCCUGCCCCACUGUAACCCCUUCAUUCCAUGCCCCCCUGUAACUCCUUCACUCCCUGCCCCCCCUCAAUGUAACCCCUUUACUGGUUGCCAUGGUGUGCCAAGUGUAAGCCUCUAAAACCGAUUGCCAUGGUGUGCCAAUUUUAUGCCUCUAAUGCUUGUUGCCAUGGUGUGCCAAUUGUAAGUCUCUAAAACUGAUUGCCAUGGUGUGCCAAUUUUAUGCACCUAAAGUUGCCAUGAUGUGCCAAGUUUUUACAUCUAAAACGGAUUGCCAUAUUGUACCAAUUUUAUGCAUCUAAAGCUGAUUGCCAUGGUAUGCCAAUUGUAUGCCUGUAAAGCUGAUUGCCACGGUGUGCUAAUUGUAUGCCUGUAAAGCUGAUUGCCAUGGUGCGCCAAUUGUAUGCAUCUAAAGCGGAUUGCCAUGGUGUGCCAAUUGUAUGCAUCUAAAGCGGAUUUCCAUGGUGUGCCAAUUUUAUGCCUCUAAAACUGAUUGCUACGGUGUGCCACUUGUAUACAUCUAAAGCAGAUUGCUAUAGUGUGCCAAUUGUAUGUCUCUAAAGCUGUUUGCCGUGGUGUGCCAAUUUUCAUGCCUCUAAAAGUAAUGGUCAUGGUGUGCCAAUUAUGUGCAUCUAAAGCGGAUUGCUAUGGUGUGCCAAUUGUAUGCCUCUAACGCUGAUUGCCAUGGUGUUUUAAAAUAUGCAUUUAAAGCAAAUGGGUCUCGGAAAAUUACAGUUUUGAAAAGUGGGCUCGGCCAAAAAAGUUUGGGAAGCCCUGACUUAAAGGAUCUGCUGCCAAUGUCUUGGUACCAAAUGCCACAGGACACAUUUAGAGGUCUUGUGGACUCCAUGCCUUCAUGCAAUAGAGCUGUUUAUGCAGCACAAGGGAGACCUACACAAAAUUAGACAGGUGGUUUUAAUGUUGUGGUUGUGUGUAUGUACUAAAUAAAUGUAGGAAUAGUUCCUCAUGCUGUUUUGUUAAUGGGGAGCUGAGCUGUCGGACAAUCAGUGGCACUGUCCGACAGCUCAGCUCCCCAUUAACAAAACAGCAUGAGGAACUAUUCCUACAAAAGGGACAUUGGUCCGAGGCUGUCCAAGUUUUCCUGUUUCAAGAAUCGACAGGGAAGGCCGAGGCAGAGCUAAAAGGUGCUGAAGUCAAGACUUUGGGUUAAACUGUUAAACUGAUAGCCGUUUAACCCCUAAUGGUAUGUCAGGGCAAAGAAUCUCCUGGCCCCAUAGGAACUUCAUUUUGAUGAAGUUGUUAUAGUGCCGGAGACUCCCUUUCAAUAGUUUCUAUUUCAAAUUUGCUCAAUAGCAACAUUAAAGACUUGCAAAAAAAUAAAAUACUUUGUUGUCAUUUAGCAACACAAAAAUAUUCAUUUAUAGCCACUUGAUAAUAUUUGGUUUGUUGUUAAAAUACAUAAAUGCAUAUAACAGGUAUAGCAGGAAUCUGAAUCACUUCUUCCAAUAUCCAAAAAUCAAAAAGUAGAGAAAUGUCACAAAAGAAAAGAGUAUUUUAUUAAUUCAACCGACAUUUGGAGCCGUGAAAAUGUUAUAUGUGUAUUUUUUGUUAACUAUUCAGUUUUCUGCAUUUUUGUUUGCCGUUCGCUUACACGUUUAUUGGCUAAACUGUGAAUAGUCAGGAAUUAAAAAUUUAUUUCAAAUUUUAGUCAACUAUGUUUUCAUUUAAACAAAUUCCUGACUUUUUAUAGUUUAGUAAAUAACCUACCUGUGUAUCCAUCCAAGUGCCACAAACUGUGUAGCAUUUGCAGUCAGCUGGUCAAUUACCAGUAUAGGUAUUAGCAUUCAGGAACAUCAAUUUCAGUGAGAAGAAUUUGUAAUAUUUCACCUACAGCAUGGUGUGAAAAAUGUCCUCGCUUCCAGCAGGAAAAUUUAACAUUUUCAUAGCUUAGUGAUGGAGAGUGGAAAUUUUAUUUAAAGCAGGGUAAUAUAAUGUUAAGUCCUUCAUUUUCCCCCCAUAGCAGCAACAAUAAUUAUUACAAAUUAAAUAAAAGUAAAUGUAGGAGAGAGAACCAUCAGCUGACCCAAGAUGGCUGUCGCAAGCUCAUAGAAACAUUUUCAGAAAUUAGGUGCUCAAGGCACUUUAUGCAAACACCAACAGCAGCAAAAACCUAAAAACAAACACACAUUUUAAAGGAGAGUAAAAAAAUAAAUAAAAUGCAAUAAAAAUUUAAAGGGAUACUAUAGUGCCAGGAAUACAAAGCUGUAUUCCUGGCACUAUCGCUCCCUCUGCCUCCCCCGUCCGUUUACUUACUUUAUUUACUUACCUGAUCCCAGCACAGAUGUCCCUUGGCACUGGGUGGACGAUCGACCCCCUCCGACGCCCUGCGAUGCAUGGGCGCUAAUGCGCAUGCACAGCAAAUGCUGCGGGCAUUAGACCUCCCCAUAGGAAAGCACUGAAUCAAUGCUUUCCUAUGGGGGAAAAUCUGACCCUGGACGUCCUCUGCAGAGUGUGAGGAUGCCCAGUGUCAUAUCCCUGACCAAAGGUCUGUAUUGAUUAAGGAGGCGCCUCCAGCUCCAGUGGCUGUCUGGUAGACAGCCACUAGAGACUGAUUUAGUGCUGCAAUGUAAACAUUACAGUUUCUCUAGAACUGCAGUGUUUAACAUAGCAGCACUGAGUGCAAAAGGGACAUUGCACCCAGACCACUUCAAUUAGCUGAAGUGGCCUGGGUGCCUACAAUGUCUCUUUAAGCUGAAUUACAUCAUGUGAACCAAGCUGUGAACUGUCUGAAUAGCAAAAUUAUAACUAUGUCAAUAAACAUAAAUAAACUGAAAAUCAAAUAAAUGAAAGAACCAAAUAAUGACUAUAAAAAUAAAAUGAAUUAAGUUAUAAUAAGGCCAUUGAUAUGAAAAGAAUUUACAGAAUACAUUUAAAAUGAAAACAAAAUAGUGAAACAACUCGAUAAAUUAAUGCUAAUAAUUAAUAAUAGUUAAGUAUGAGAUAAAACACACUACGCAACAAAUGUACUGAUAUGUGAAGAUGCAGAAAAGAAAGAGGAGUAUGAUAUGACAUAGAGAAAGUGCUGCUUUCUCUGUUACUUUAACAGUCUGUUCAUCAAUGCAAUUUUGUGAGCACCGUACCUGCACAAGUUUGUAUUCGUGUUUUUUUCUUUGCUGAUGUGUGCGUAAGUAAAGAAUGAUUGAGCAUAAUAUUUGCCUCCUGCGUGAAAUAAAAUUACAAAUUAUAAGGGCUCUUCAUGGUUGUUACCAGCUGAAACCAGUUUAGUGACCUGAAGAUUUUCUACCAUGAAAUGUUUAAAUCCCACUUGCAUUGGGCAGAUUUACAUUCCACAUGAAAUAUUAAUGUGUUCUCACAGCAGUCUCUGCAGAGAUGCCCUAACAUUCCAACCUUCAUGCCUUCAAAAAAUCUGGAAUUUUUGACUCCUGCACAAGCAGAAUUGAAAGGCAUUCUAUUUUGGGAAGACCUAUGUACUUAUUAUAGAGACUUGUACUACUUAACCACUAUGGAGCUCUGAGUCAACGCUCAGCUUUUUGGCAUUCCAUUGCAGUGUUUUUGUUGUUAAAUGACAACACGUGAUCAUAAUCAGACACCCAUUCAGUGAAUGUCUACAGACAUGUGUAAACUACCCAAGCUUAUGCUAUUUGUUAUGUUCCCUCAGUUUUGGAACAUUACUGUGAAAUUGUAGAAUGUUCUUCAUUAGCCAGACUGACCUAAUUCUCCAGCUUAAAGAGGCCUACUUACACAGCUCUAGUGGAAAAAAAAAAAUGGAAAAUGCAAACAUAUGUGAAGUAAAAUGGUCAAUGCAUGGAUAUUUAUCAAUCUGCUUUUCCUGCAGUAAAUAUGUCAAAAUGCAGCAAAUAAUCUUCUAAGAUGUCCCCUGUAAAGAUCAGACUUCACUUUUGCUCACAACGAGAUAUGGAAGUAGCCAGGAUUAAUGAUGGUGCAUAUUGUUAUUUUUUUAUUGGGUUUUUUUUUUGUUGCUUGUGCAUUUUAGGGCACAGCAUGAACUCUACAUAGGAAUCCAGGAAACUAGACAUUUAAACAAUCAUCCAAUCUUCUACUCAGCUCAAGUAUAUCAUUAGGCUUAAUGAUGGGAGACUAAUCAGGGUUUGUAACCUUAUAAAGUUCAGCCAGUGUCUCCAUACCAUUUAGACUAACUGGGAAGAAUUCCCUCAAAUUAACUCCUUAAGGAUCGAUGAUGCAUUCCAUCGAGACAUGUGAAUCAUUAAAUAAGACUGCUAAAUGAUUACUGCAUUUUGUGUCUGAGUACAGUUUCUAAAAGCUACAUUAUUAUGAUAACCUAGAUCAGGGGUUCCAAACCCAGUACUCAAGGACCCCCCAUCAGUCGAGAAUUUAGGAAUUACCCUCUUGUAUCUAAAGAGUUGUUGUUUUUUUCCUAAAAACACCCUGAAACAUCUGGGUAAUACCUAAAUCCAGGACUGUUAGAGGGUACAUGAGGACUGAGUUGGGAACCCCUGUCCUAGAUGAUCAUUGCUCCAGAACUGGCUAAUGGUUUCUUCCAAGUCAAUUAUUUAACAAUGUAUUUUAGUUAUUAUUAUUAUUAUUAUUAUGGUAUAGUAUAUAUAUAGCACAAACGUAUUCUGCUGCACUGUACAAUUAGCAUAAAGUAGUUUAACAAAUUAGAGAAACCAGUACAAAAAGAACGUAGGACAUUUCCGCUGAGCUGAGAUUUAGCAUUAACAACACUUUUAUACAAGUACUUAGCUAGCUUGUGAGCUUACAAUCUAAAGGUUAUUUUUUUGUGGAGUUGAGACACAAAGGAGACGGGGAAAUAUGAAGGAAAUAGAGCUUUGAAGAGUAUUUGCAGCAGCUGAUUUGAUGUAAACUGAUUUUGGAGCUACUGGGCAAGAUAUCUUAACUCCUUCAGUACUGUAAAGGAACAACUGGUAAAUGUUGCUCUGUCUUACCUGCAUCUCUUAAGCACACAACCAUAAAUUCAAUCCGACUGACUUACAUCCUUGAUUUGAACUCUCUACUUGAACCACUUCAGUCUGUUUUCUUCUCUAAUUAUUCUGUUGAAACAGCUCUUACCAAAAUGACCAGUGGCUUACUUGUCGUUAAAUCCAAGUAGCACUAAAUUCUUCUAAUUCUACUUGACCAGUCUAAUAUUUUUUUAUAUUUUCAACAAUCAACUCUUCCUCCUCAUCAUCCUUCAUGAUGUCAGUCUAUGUUCUUUCUCAUACUUGUACUUCUGAAUCCCACCUUCAAUAAACACAGAGGAACUGCACAUUUUCUAAAUUAUAGAAUAAUAAUAGUAAUAUAGAAUAAGAAUGUAAUUUAAUAUUUCAAGCCGAAUAGCUGCUAUAAGAAAUGUAAAAUACAUAAUUAAACUAUCAGAACUAUCAGUAAACAUCAUUUCAAAUUGUUAUAACCAACAAAGAGCAAAGCCAUUAAUUUAGUUGGUAAACAACUGAGUUUCUAUUAAAGCAUUAGGUCUAGCACUUCAGUGGUGCCAGCAGUUAAAAAGUUUGUUGGGUCAUUAUCUUAUAGACAGUGCUGUCAGCAAUAUCUCUCUAGGGUCAGAUGUAAACAGCUUAGAGUUAUAUCAUUAUUAAGUAGAGUGCACUGGAAUGCCUGGCUGCGUAGAAAGGUUGUACAUUCGUGACAUCCCAACUUGUAGAUUCUAAAUCAUUGUCAAAGAUUGAUUUAGCUGAUAAAUUGAGCAGACAUGCUUGCAAGAAUUGCCCCAACUCUGAGACGUCUGACAAAGACCUGGGAUCCCAGUCUUCUGAAUAAUUACUAGGGGUGCAAGGUAGCGGAUAAUAUUUUGCUCACACAUGAGGAGUGUACUAGUUAGACAAAUUAAUUUAGUCUGGACCCCUGAGGAGGGUCUGAAAUGCCUCAGGUAUAAUUCUGGUACUAUUUCAUUGUUUGCCGUUUGUGAGUCCCCUGUAAUACUGAGAGAGAAAUAACACCUCAAACAUAUCAGUGACACUUUAAUGCAUCAUAUUUAAACUUAUUGUACAGCUCAAUGUAGGAAUAUUGUUGUGCAGGCAGGGCUUUAAUCUAAUGGGGUGAAUGGUUAAUACAGCAUGGCCUGGGGUUAAUACACCAGGUGUGGAGAUUACCACUACAAGUUUAUGCAAUACUCUGAAUUUGGUGUCACAAUGUGAGUUAUAGAACCCAUGAGGAUUUAGAGUUGGACUUAUUACAUGCUCAAGGGCUGGUUUUAGGAAGGUCUUAAAGGGACACUUGCAUUUGGUAGAUUUUGGCCUCAUUAAUAUGCUGUAUUUUGCAUAAAAUAAAUGCUUUGCAGAAUAAUAUGCCUGUCCCUUUAGCCACAUCCCAUCAUGCCAGAAAAAUACUUCCUUAUCAAAUGUAUGCACACAGCUCAGUACUAAAUGACCUGAACUACAAACCAAUCUGCAUUAGAAGGAGAGGGCACCUAGGAAGACACGUGUAAGGAAAUCACUAUCUGUUUGUAGUUUCUCUGAUUGUAUAGAGACAGAUUGUGAAUUAAAAGCAGCUCACUCAGUACUGUUGGGACUAAAGACUGUGAGCAUACUUUUUUUUUUUCAAUUUGACAAUUUUUAUUAUUUUUGGGGUACAGAAAGGAAAAAGGGGAUGGGGAGUAUGCAAGUGAGCCAUUUAUGCCUCAUCACAGUUGUUUCAUUACAUUUUCCUAAUCUCCGUAGCAUUUGCAUGUGGAUACUUUUGGUACCUCUUAUCGUGUUGGGAUGGGGAUGGGGUACAGAAAACAAGAGGGGUGGGUGCAUGGUGGGAUGCAUAUCGGUGCUAGCAGAGGUUUGAAGAGGCUUGUCAUGAGGCCCUCCUCUUUCGUUCCCUUUUACUCUGUGUUGGGUUGUGUACCGUACAUGCGGUGAAUCUGUCUCCACUCCUGCCUUGGCUCUCAGGCCCUUGGACCCGCUGUAUGCGGGUUCCGUGUCUCCCUAAACGCUCUGGGGAGCCUCGUGUCUUUUGGGAUACCCUGUCUCCCACCCCUGGUCCUUCCUCGGGAGCCGUGUGGCCCUGAUCUCCAUUCGGGGAGGGUGUGGGGGUUAGCUCGUCCUUUACCCUCGUGGGUUUCGCGGUUUCUUUUACCAGAGCUAAUCUGUAUCCAAGUUGUGCUUGUGUCGGCGGGUAUGCUCGUGCCCUUAUUGUCUACCUGUAGGAUUGGGUAUCUGGGGGGGGGAGGGAUAACUGGGGUAACAAGUUAACUUGUAUGUCCUCGUUAGUUUGACUUGUGUUGUUUAUUUGACUCUGUAUUGUCCCUUUCGAUGACCCCUUGUGAGUUUCUAGGGUCUCGGCCCUCUGAGUAUGUUGCCCAGAGCGCUCUCGCUGUGGCGUUUCCCUUACCCAUUUUUUGUUUGGUUCCACAUUAUUCCUUUAUAUUCUAACGUCGUGGUAACCAGCAUUUCUACCUCCGCUAUAGAUGGGACCCUUGGGGUUUUCCACUGUUUUGCUAAUAGUGUGGAGGCUGCAGUUAAUGUUAGGAAUGUUAGCUUGAUGUUGCAAUGUGGCGUGCCUGGAGUAGAAAUGUUUCUGCAUUGUGGUCUAGUAUGUACCCUGUGGAUCCCUGUAUUAGCCCCGCUAUUUGCUUUCAGUAUGGUUGAACUAGGUCACAUGUCCACCAGAUGCGUCAGGUAUCUCCAACAUCUGUCACUCGUGUCAGGGUAUAUUUUCUUAAGCCGUGAAGGCACCAUGUACCAUCUGUACAUUAAUUUACGUGAGGUCUCUAUGUGGGAGGCGCAUGUCGUGAGUCCUUUAUGGUUUGUGUAAAUGCAGUGCCAUUCGUCUUGUGUAAGUGUCCUACCUAUAUCCCUGUGCCAUUCGGCCAUGUACCUCCACUCCGGCCCUAUUUCGCUCUUGGUGAUCGACUUGUAGCACACAAAUAGUGUUUUUUUUAGCUGGGAUUUGGUGUAGACACAUCCUUUCAAAAGGAGUGAGAGUGGUGGGGGAUGUGGGUGGGGGGUCUUGUCUUGUAGUUUUGCCUAUUAGUGCUUUCAUCUGCCAGUAUGAGAACGUGAGCUGCGGUGGUAUGUUGUGUGUGGUCUGAAUAGUUGGUAACGUGUGAAGUCCUUGAGAGGAGCUUAUCUGAUGCAGGUGUGUGAUGUUGAAGGCCUUCCACGCUCUAUAUGGGAAUAUUAUUAUUAUACUUAUUAGAGUUAUUGAGUGCACUGGCGUCGCCAUAGACCACUGCCCGGCAGAACAGAAUUUGGAUCUGUGACUGUCCCAUAUGCGGUACAGAGGUUUAGUGGUAGGUAGGGCUGUCUGAUGAUGUGCGGCGCAGUCGUUUGGGCAUCCACAGAGCCGCUGGGAAGUUUGCGACCCCACUGCAACCAGCUUCUAUCUCUAUCCAUUGGGGAGUGUAUGUAGAUGAGUGCAUGGCGAGGAUAUUCGCCAUUUGCGCUGCGUGGUAGUACGCCUUAAGGCUCGGGAAGCCCAGGCCUCCUCUGUCUAUUGGCCUCAUAAGCAACGUUCUUGAGACCCGGGGGUGUCUCCCUUCCCAGCUAAAUUUAAUCAGGUUGGAUUGGAGUCUUUGUAGGUACGCCUGCGUUAGGGGUAUUUGUAGAGAGCGGAGCACAUAGAGGAUUUUAGGCAAGAUUGUCAUUUUGAUGGCCGCUAUUCGGCCUAGCCAUGAAAGGAACUUGUUCUGCACGAAUGCAGUAUGUGCUCCACCUCCUUGGUUAGUUUAAUGCCUAGGAAUGUCAAGAAGUCAUUCCUCCAGUCAUAUUGGAAUUUGAGUCGAUAUCUCCCUUCGUCUGCCUUUGGGAUGUUUAUGCACAUGGCUUGGUUUUAGUUAGGUUUACUUGGUAGUAUGAUUGCCUGCUGUAAUCUUGAAUUUCUUUAUGGAGGUUUGGGAGUGAGAUUGCUGGGUUAGAUAGUGUGAGAAGGAUAUCGUCUGCGAAGAGAUUUAGUUUGUAUUCCUUGCCACCUAUGGUGUUCCCCUUAAUGUCCUGGUUGUUUCGAAUCGCUAUGGCCAGUGGUUCCAGGGCCAGCACAUAGAGUAUUGGGGAAAGGGGGCAGCCCUGUUGGGUACCAUUGGUAAUUGCUAGUGGAGUGGAGCUAAACCCUGAGUUUAACACUGUCGCUGAGGGGGUGCUGUAAACGGCCUUUACCAUGUUAAGGAAGUCGGGAGGAAAGCCAUAUCCGGUGAGCGCUCCCCGCAAAAAUUGCCAGUUAAGCCGGUCGAACACUUUUUCAGCGUCUAGGGAUAUGAGUGUACUUUGUGUUUUGGUUCUAUUGAGGUAGUGGAGGAUGUCUAACACCUUCCUCGAGUUGUCUGGGCCCUGUCUGCUGGACACAAAUCCCACCUGGUCCGUUUAGAUCAGGUCGGGCAGGAUUGUUUUAAGUCUCUCAGCGUAUAUUUUGGCGUAUAGUUUGGCAUCUGUGUUCAGCAGGGAUAUGGGUCUGAAAUUUGGGCAUGUCGUGCGCGGUUUACCUGGUUUGGGUAGGGUGAUGUGGGCUGUGAGGAAUUCGGUCAGUAGGCUACUCUGUCGUGUAGCCAAGUUGAAGGCUUGUGUUAUAUAUGGGCUCAGAAUGUUUUUGAAUGUGGCGUAGUAGAGGUUUGUGAGGCCGUCUGGGCCUGGUGCCUUUCUCUUCGGCAUCAGUUCUAUCAACUGUAGUGCUUGCUGGGUUGUGAUGGGGUUCGUUAGAUGCGCUAUGUGUUGUUCUUGGACCUAUUCUGUGAUUGUGUCUUGGGUGGGUUGGUGUACUUGAGGGUUGUCUUUCAGGUUGUAGAGGGAACUAUAGUAGGUCGCAAAUUCGUUGCAAAUUUGUGUGGGUUGGGUAAAUUUUUGUCUUUUUGGUGAGCGCAGGUAGGGGAUUUUUGUUUGGGCUUGUUUGUCUCUGAGUCUCUGGGCGAGAACUUUACUAGCCCGAUUUCCAAGGACAAAUGUGUUGGCUUUCAGUUUUUUCAAUGCAUAGCUCGCUUUUUGGAAGUUUGCGACAUUAAUUUGACUUUGCAUGUCCUUUAUCUGUUUUUGCGUGGUCAUGGAGGGGCCGAGUAUGUUAGCUCUGUGGAGGUCCUGCAGUUUUUUUAGAUUUUGGAUAUGUGUGUGGUGCUGCCGUUUCUUGAGGUAAGAGGCUCUUUUGAUGAGGAUGCCUCUGAUGACCGGUUUGUGGGCCAUCCAAAGUGUGAGGGCGUUUAUGUCCAUUGUGUUGUUGGAUUGGAAGUAUGCAUGUAGGUCCUGUUUUAGUGUUUGGACAAAAUGGGGGUCGCUAAGGAGUUGUUCAUUUAACCUCCAGGGGCCUCUGUUCUUAUAAUUAUAAUGGUCUGCUAUGUGAAGUGUGACCGGGUUGUGGUCCGACCAGGAGAAUGUUCCCAUCUCACAAUCUAUUGCUCUAUUCAGGUGUGCGCUCUGUAGCAGAAACCUGUCUAUCCUUGAGUACGUGUUACGUACCUGGUAGUUGUGUGUACUCUUUCUCAUGUGGGUGCAGAGUGCGCCAUAUAGUCUGUAUGUGUGUAAAAGCUUGGUCAAGAUUUUACACUGUCUGUGGAGUACCUUUGCUCUGCCGGCUGUGUGAGUUGCUGAGGAAUCUAAGGUAGGGUCUUGGAAUUGGUUGAAGUCUCCGCAUAUGAUUGUGGUGCCUGUUUGGAGCUGUGUUAUGAGUUUCAACAAGUUACUGAAAUAUGCUCCUUGGUUUACGUUUGGUAGGUAUGUGUUGACUAUGGUAUAAGUGGAGCUAUUGAUAGUGCAGAUCAAUAUAAUGUAUCUGCCUAGCGGAUCUUUUUUCACCAAACUUUCGUCGAAGGCUAAGUGUCGGCUGAGUAGGAUAGAGACUCCCUUUCGUUUUGUGGGUGCGGUGGCAUGAUACUGAUGGGGAUGCAGUGCCUUCCCCAGGGUGGGAGUUGUAUCUGAUGAAAAGUGUGUCUCUUGUAAGCAUAUCACAUCAGCUUGGGUGCUCUUAAACUCUUUAAGGAGAGUGUACCUUUUUUGUGGGGUAUUCAACCCUCUGACAUUGUGGGUGUAUAUUUUCAUAUUAUUAUCGCGUGAUGUGCGUACCUUGGUCUGGGGCUCCUUCGGUGCUCAUGUUAGUUUGCUUAUCUGUGUGUUUGAUGGCUGAUGCGAUGUGAAAGGGAGUGCAGGCUAGUUUGCAGGUGGAUCGAGUAUCCGAGCUCCGAGGAUUUUGGCCUUGACCCUGUUUGGGGUGCCAUAUAAUAUUGGAGUGAUGCUGUUUGGGCAUGGUCUCAUAGUUUCGGUACUUUGCAUUAGUGUAAGCGGUUAGAAGACAUACAUCAAUAAAAUAUAACAAACAUUUUAAACAGUAAGUGAACACCACUACUGAGGUGUCCAGUGUUUCCAUUAUGAAGGUUGUAAUUUAAACCUUCUUGGUUUGAGGGUAGGUGGUCGGGUCUAACCGUUUUGAACUCGAACCCGUGCGACUAGGUUCAUUAUUGUUAAGCACUUAGCAGCAGUUCGACCCUCAGGGCUAUGGGUCUGGAGGAGGUCGGUGCCCUCUGCGGUGGACAUGAUCACGUGCGUCUUGCCGUCCUUGUUAAUAAGCAGCUUUACCGGGUAUCCCAAUCGGUACUGGAGGUUGCGCUGGCGGAGUGUCUCUGUGAUGUUUCGGAAUGUCCGACACCUUUUUAGUGUUUCUGUGGAUAGAUCUGUGUAGGUAUUGAUGUCUUUGAACUUCCCCGGUACAUUUCUGCUGGUUCGGUGGGUUUUCAAGAUCUGCUCUUUAAUGUGAAAGUAAUGUACUCUCAUGAGGACAUCUCGUGGGGUGGAGGGAGGUAAGUGUGCAGGCUUUCCUACUCUGUGUAUCCUAUCUAGGAUCAGCAUAUCUGCCGGGAUGUCGGGCAGCAUGGAGUGAAAAAACUCUAUAGCCUAGGCCGUUAGCUCCUGCUGGUGCACCUCUUCCGGUAUGCCCCACAGCCGUAGGUUAUUGCGGCGGGAGCGGUCCUCCAUAGCCAUGAUUUUUUUUCAUACCGCUCCAUCAUGGAGUCAUGGGCUGUGACAAACUCCUCCAUUCUGCCCUCUAAGUGCGAGGUUCUGCUGCCUAAGUCAGCAAUGUCCCUUCUCAGGUCUGCUAUUGCUGUGUGGAUCGUGCUCUGCAUUUUCCCUGCUAAUUCAUCCAGCAUGUGCUGCAGGGCUCAUUUGUUUAAUGCUGUACCUGCUGGAACUCUCAGCAAGUCAUUGUGUGUGUGUCUGCUCUGUGCUAUAGCUUGCUCUUUAAUUUAACAUUAGACUUAGUACUCCUGUAACAUUUUCAUAUUCCUCAUAUCUUCCUCAAAUGGUUCAUGAAGAUAUGAUGGGUCUGGAAAUAGCUGCUUAAAUGAUCACAGAACAUUUGUCUUCAUACUCUGGUCCAAAUCCAGAUUUUAAAAAUGUCAAAGAACUUUAGAAGUGUCAAAGAAAAGUGACGAGAUGUUGUACAUGAUGUGCUCAUUUAACUAGAGAGAAUGAUACUAAAACAUAUUAUUACUCUCAAAUGUAAACUCUCUCUUGGCGUAUGAUGAGUGAAGGUCUUAUUGGGAAUGUGAAUUAAAUGAUGUGUUGAAAGGAAGUACUGGGAGAGAUCUGUUCUGUAAGACAAUAAAUAAACUGUCUUCCUUACUGAUACUUCUUGGGGUUCCCCAGUUAAACCCAGUAAGGGUUCUAUGAACAGUCAUCUAAGGGCACUGUAUAUAUUCAUGUUGUAAAGAAUUAUACAAACCAUGCCCUCUGCAUGUUUUAUAAGUGUUUCUCAUUAUAUAUUUACGUUAAGAACCCCUAAAUUCCUAAUCGUACCAGAUAUCUAGUCAGUGUUUUUCAGAAACAAAUCAUCAUGGUGUCUGUGAGGAUGUCAAAAAUGCACUUCAAAUCAGCGUAAUGACAGAAGUGUAAUGAGAUGCAAAGUGUGAGCGUGCAAUGAUUUGCCCAGUUAAUGCAAUGAUUUGUAUCCAUAUAGUAAAUGCUGUGUGAUAUUAAACAUGAUCAGCAUAUUAGGCACAUCUGCAUCUACUAACGUAGUGAACACAAGGCUUUCUGUGGGCCCAUCUGUCUGACAACUGACCUGAGAUGUGACCUUAACAAAACUCACUCUGACUUUCAAUCGCUUUUGAAAAGCUUCCCUGACCUUUUGCCGAGAAAGCAAGUGAAGCAGUAAGGAUGAAUCGAGAGGAUCAUGUCACUUACAAAGGAACCAAAGUGUGAUUUAGCCUUGAUCUGAAAAUGUAGGCACUGAGAAAUGUGAAUAUUGUUUGGAUAAUGUUACCACUAAUCCAUUUUCCUCUAAUUAACUCAGAGAUGUAGCCUUGCACAGUCCUUCCUUUUUCUAUUCAGCGGAACACUUAUCCUCCAUUUAAACUACGUACCAUGUGUUUAAAUAUUUUUAUUUCUACAUAUUGCAUAAAGUGGGUUAGAUCACCGGUCAGUGGGAUAGUUGAUUUAUUCUUUGAUUAGAACAGAUUUCUUAGAAAAUUAUAUUCUUUAUUGUAUUAGCAGUAUUCAUAAUGUAGUUGUAUUCUGAAUAGAGACUUUGACCCAAGUUAUAUAUUUGUAAUGGGUACCAUAAGACACCACAAACACUUCUUUCAAAUAAAGUAAACGAUGGAUUGGGUAUAUCUUCUGCUGCAAAUCAAGUCAAUGACAUGUCAGAGAAUGCUGUUCAAAAUACGAUAUUUUUAAAGUAAGAUGUGUUCUGUAGCAGAGCUCCCUGUAUCCCGGCUGGGUAUCUCCGCCAAGGACCGCUUCCUAGCUGGAACCAGGGAAAACCCCAGCGCUUCUGCCCCAGUCACCGAGGCUCACAGGGACUGGAUGACAAACAGUCCUGGUGUCAGGAUUACUAGUUGAUCCAGCACGUAGAACUGUAUCACACAGAUGACUAAUAGGUAACAUAUUACCGGGCCUUAGAACGGCCAGACUUAAUGUACCAAAAAGUAGUCAGGAUACUUGCCGAGGUCAGGGGAUACAGAAAGAGACACAACGAUAAGGGAAAGCCAGAUGUCAGGGAUACCAGAAUACACGGAAGUCAAAAUCAAAGCCAAAGUCAAAAACCAGAAGAAACUUGAAUCAGGAACACGCUCUCGGACAAUCACUAGGGAAACCACGACCGAGCACUGAGCAGGAUGAGAACUGGGCCUAAAUACCCCUCCUCUUGAUCUGAUAGGCUGUAAUUGGCCUUUGACCCCAAAGACAGUUACCAGGUUCUCAUUUGCAUAACUGCUGCUCAGCACAAACCCUCAUGUGGAUUUGAUUGCUGCUCGGCACAACUUUUCCUGUCAGAACAGUAAAUGUCAUUAAUCACAUUUUUAUAUGUGGAUGAAUAUGUGACACCUGGGAGCUCUAAUCCUUACAAGGACUUUCCCCGCCGAAUCCUCCACGAACUGGAAAAAGGUGCUAAACAGUGAUUAUAGCUUUUCCCCUCCCAGUAACUAGACGACACAUAGUUCUGGGAUUACAACUGAUCUUAAUGAGCCAAACUCAGCCUUUUAUGCACAGACCCCAGCAGGGGGUUUCCAUUGUAUUCAGCACAAGCCCCUCCCAGGAAUCUCUGGGGCUGGGAGAUAAUUGCAUUAAAGGGACACUCCAGGCACCCAGACCACUUUUGCCCAUUGGAGUGGUCUGGAUGCCAACUCCCACUACCCUUAACCCUGCAAGUGUAAUUAUUGCAGUUUUCAUAAACUGCAAUAAUUACCUUGCAGGGUUAAGUCCUCCCCUAGUGGCUGUCUACUAGACAGCAGCCACUAAAGGGCACUUCCUCGUCUAUAGCACACGCUAUGUGAGGACCUCCAGCGUCACUAAAAUCCCCAUAGGAAAGCAUUGAAAAGUCUAAUGCGCGUGCGCAGCAUUGCGGUCUCCCCCGCCGGCGGGCGGGAUCAGUCUCCCUGUCGGCUGACGUGGUGACGGGGAGGAGCGUGGGAGGGAGAGGGGACCUGCAGUGCCAGGAAAACGGAUUGUUUUCCUGGCACUGGAGAGUCCCUUUAAAGACCAGUAAGCCAAUUAUCUCCCAGGAACAUAUAAAAUAUAAAACAUAAAAAAUACCCCAAAACAUAAUAAAAACAUAAAAUAAACCCACAAAUAACUACAUCAUUAAAUCAUUAAUUACAUCAUUAAAUAGCUCUGAUCUGAGCGCCCAAGUUCUCCAAAUAGCGCUCAGAUCCAUGCGGUAUAGGAGAAACGCUACCGUGUUAAAGUUUUGACCGGCUGCACACAUGGUCCUAUGCCCAUAAUAGUUCCAGGGCGUUUGGUGCUUUUGCCGGUCAGCUUUCGGGAGCUCCUGCAGCACAAUAUGGGGUGCUCCGCCUGGUUCUUAGGUAGCGAUUGUUCCCCCUAGUCUCAGACACCUUCCCUCCAAAAAGCGCUCUCCUGGUGGAUUUCAAAGUGGUUCAAAACCGCAAACCAAGUUGUCUGGGAAUCGCACGGUCACCUCUUGCCAAAAACAGUUCCAUAACAUUUGCUGCUAAGCACAGCUAGGACUAUUCAUGGGUUUGGUUCAUGCGGACGGCCGCCAGAGAGCCAGUGUUCGGCUCUAUUCGCAUAAAGGGAAAGUGCCACACCAAGGGUACCCAGGGAACACUACUAAUGGCGGCUGGGCAGGGUAACUCCCAAACGGUGUCCCAGAUCUGGGAGGCAGCUCUGGCAUAGUCUCCUCAGCACAGUGGCCCUACCUUCUAUGAGAUCAUUAGUGCUGAAGAUAAAGGCCCAAUCCAAUGGUUCUCAUAGAGAAGCAUUGGGGUCCAACAAUGCAUGCACACAAUCACCAUACUCCGUCAAUCAGAAGCUUUACUUCUCUAUGCAUUCACAGCAUUCAGCGUCAUUAAGUCUGACAGAAAAAAGAGGUGUAGUUUAGCCAAAAUACAAACAUUGCGGGUUCUUUUUAACUGCAAUGUUUUACAUUAAAAAGAAAAAGGAUCUAUGCACCAAAACUAUUUUAUUAAGACAAAGUGGUUUGAUGCCUAGAAUGUCAAUUUAAUAAUUAAUUUAUUAACACAGUCUCAGAGUUUAUUUAAGGUAUUGCGACUAUGUUUAUUACUUUAUUUUUAUAUAUUUUAUAUUUUGUGCAGAAUCUGAGUGAGGCAGAAUGCACCAUAAACAAAUUAACAAUGCUCAACAUUUUAAUAGAAGCAUCGUUUCAGUCUGUGGUGCUCUAAUGGAAUUAUGCUGGUGUCAGUAGGUAUUCUCAAAUAAUUAGGAGUGGAUUUAACCGAUCAGAUAAGUUGUGCAAAGUUCUAAAAUUGGUAUUCUCCCCGUGGAAACAAAUGAAAUCAGUAGGAACAUUCCAUUGGUGAUUACUGAACAACUUUGCACCUUUUGUUCAGGUCAAAACACUUUCAUAUCGCUCCCCUUUAGAGUUAUUCACGAAGCAAUGCUUGAAAUGAUUUGUAACUCGCAUUUUUAGACACUACUGGGAUACAAUUUCAUGGCUUGACAUUUAUACCAGUGAGAGAACUCUACAGAUUCUUUGUACUGAUCUUAGACGCUAUUGUUUUCUGAGUCUCGGACCUUUCUACUAACCUACUUGGCUGUAAUAAAGGAAGCAGUGAUAUAAACCAAAAACCAAUGUGGUAGAGUAUCUGCCGUCUGUUUCAGUUCUGCAUUUCACUUUGAUUACAUGCCACACAUGAAGUAGGGUUAUAUAAUAAAGAAACAGAGCCUAGGGGAAAACAAACAUUCAUUUUGAUCCAUAGCUGAAAAGGUUUUGAGCAGAGAUCAUUCAGAAAUGCAGUAGCUUCAAAGAGAAUUAGAGGUACAGGAGGUAACUAAAUAUUCAUUGUUUCAUUAUUUGUUUAUUUUUCACAAAUUACCCAAAAUUAUUAAGCAAAACAAAUCCUUUCUUUGUGUACUUAAAGGACCACUCCAGUUACCAUAACAACGGUGUACCAAUGAAGUUGUUAUGGUGUCCACAGAGGUCGUUUUAGAAUAUGUUUUCACACACAGAGAAGCAUGCCAAACAAGUGGAUUCGUGAGAAAAUAGGAUGCUGGAAUUUUACAUAGAUAAAUGGAAAAUGCUGAAUUUGUAAGUAACAGACUUUUACAUAAUGCAAUGUAUCUUAAUGUCUUUCUCAUUACUCCUACCUGGGUCAUCAUGAUAUUGUAGUGGGUAGCAAAUUAUUAUAAUAGGCACAUUAUAUCUGUCAGGGCUUAAAUACCUACAGUAAAUAGUUUAUUGUAGAAAUGCUACACCUCUGAUACUGUGAUAGAAUCCAAAGAAGGUGAUAUAUUCCAAUUGAGAGGCGAGUCACUGAAGAUUUUACUAAGCAAAUGUCACGUGCUACAUUUUUGCCUCUGUCACAAAUGUUGAGAAUCAUGACCAUAACGAGCCUGAUAUAUUAAAAUCCAUCAUGCAGGAGCAUUCAUGAAUUUCCAUCCAGAUGUGACCUUGCAGGAGUGCUCAUUAUCAGGCAGCAGCUGUACAGUGGGAAGAAGCGAGUUACCCAUUCCAAGAUAUUCGCCGGCCAUGCUGAUUCAAACUGAUAAAACUGAUACAUAUCAUGAAAAUUCUAAAACUGGUUAAAUAUUAUAGGUCGGCCACAUAUGAAACCUCAUGUUUAACCAUUAAUAUCUGUGAAUGUAUCACCAGUUUGUUGUUAUCUCCAGGUCAUCCUUCUGUUUUAGGAAUUCAUUAACUGCGGUACGCGGGUAGUAUAGGGACACUGACUCCAAGAACAGCAUGAGCAAAAGCUCCCGGAUCUGAGGCUGAUUUAUUCCUUCAAUUAAAGCGAGCCUAAAUCUACAUGAUUGAGCAACUGUCCCAGCUUGAAAAGGUAUUUAGUCUCCACAUUCACACUGCUCUUUAGAUGAAUAACCUGUAAGUAUCAGCAUCAAUUACCACCACGAAAUUCCAUAAAACUAAAAAAAAUAUAUAUCAUAAAUAAUAAAUAUAUAUGUAACUAACAAAUGUCCAAGACAUAGCUUGCAAUCUGUAAAACUCUGCCAACAAAAUAGUACCCACUUCAAAAAAUGAAUUUACCAAAAAACUUUUAAAAUGGAUGCUGUAAGCAACAACUUUAGCUUAAUGAAGCAGUUUUGGUGUAUAGAUCAUGUCCCUGCAAUCUCACUGCUCAAUCUUCUGCCAUUUAGGAGUUAAAUCCCUUUGUUUAUGCAGGCCUUGUCACACCUUCCUGCAUGCGACUUACACAGCUUUCCUAAACAAUUCCUGUAAAGAAAUCUGAUCUUUAAACUUUAUUUUUGGAGCUGCAAUGAUACAUCAUGAAUAUGGUCACAUAAAUCAGCUGCAAUAAGACGAGUACAACAAUAUUCAGUGUAUGUCAAUCUAAGAGUAAAUUGCAUACUUAAGUAUCAUAGACAUUAGGAACACAGUUCUAUCUUGUCAGACAGAUAAGGAAUGGAAACAAAGUCCCAGGAUAGAACUGUAUGCAGGAGCAAAAAGUAGGUACCACUGGAUAAUGAAAAAUAACUAUAACAACUGCAGGUGAGCAAUUAAGGCACAUCAACCUAUGUAAUAAGAUAAAGUUUGGAAUUUGUGCACCGUGGGAUCAGCAAUAGGACAUUCAAGUUGCAGGUGUAGUGCGUGGGCAACUCAACCAAUGCCCCUGGAGGUUAAAUCCCAGCUUCUCUCGCUGUCAGGCACUCAGAUGGUGCUGCUCCGUUGAGCCAAAGCAUUCAGCCCAUCUGGUAUUCUCUUCUCCUGGAAUUCGUUUUGGCUUUUAGCCAGAGCUAACUUGUAUUAGAGACCGGGAGGCUUAUUAUCCCGCAGUCGAGGUGAGUAUGCAUAGGUUAGGACGUAAGAGCUGUGAUACCUGAUCACCCGCCGUGGUGGCCUCUUAUGCUUUCUCCUCCACAUUGACGCUCUUGGGACUCGCUGGGAAUAUCCCUUCAUGUGGUGCUGGUCAGCAGGAAGGCUUUGGGGUGCCGUGACCUGGCCAGUAAGAGUUAAGGUAAGUCCAUGAGCUACAGAAUCUCCCAGAAUUUUGCGAAUAUGUGAUCAAACGCCAUGAGGAGCGGGUCCAUGAGUAUGGUCGACUAUGAGAAGGUGCACGUGGUCAUAGGCCCAGGUUGGGCAGCCAUCUUAACUGCAAGACUGAGAUUCUCUGAAUUGUUGGGAGACUUUAUUUCUUAAGAAGUUGACCACACAAAUACUCCAGUGCGGACCGGGAUAUCCCCCACUGGUCCAAAGAGGGGACACGGGGGGUUACGGGGCCCAAAGCCAGCAUGCUUCAAUUUGAGGUCGGGAGAUCGGCCGCUUCCCCCGCCAUGAGUGUAACUACAGGCUGCAAGGGAGCCGGUCUCAGGCUAUCUCCCUGGGAUGCAGGUAAGAAAUUCCAAAGCAGUUGGCAGGGUGUUCCCCACGGUUGGAAGCAAGAUUCAUAGGAAAUAUUGUAAAGGUAGAGGGGAAAAUGGUUUCUAUGAAAUAGCAACAAAUCCUGGAGGUUAUUGUCAGACAGAUGGUGAGGAAAUUAAUGCUGAAAAGGGGUUAGAUAUUCCAUAAAGAAACCUCAAUAUCAACUAUAAACUUUUAAACUGUCAAGAAAGAAAAGAUUAACGUUUUGGAAUAGUAUUUAGAGUCAGACUAGAUUACUAUUGGAAAUCUCUGGGCUGAACUAGAAGAAUACCAUACUGGGGUGGGGAAAAAUUCACAAAGCAAGAAAACAAAAGCUGUAAUCUCUGUGACAAACAAUAUUACCAAGUACUGAUGGCAAGGUAUUCGCAAACCUUUCGCAUAUCACAUUUACACUUUCAUUUUUUCAAUCAGUUAAAUUUAGCCAAUAAAUAGUAAUAGUGUAGAGUUUUGUUUUUUUUAACUACAGAGUUUGUGUUAACUUCUUUUCACUUUAAAAAAAUCAACAGAUUGUAUUUUUUUAUACUAUUGUAUUUAUGUAUUCUGAUUGCUGUUCUAGCAGAUGCGUUCUGGAGUUCUUUAGGUCUUAUAUGGGAAAGAUGAUAGCCAUUACUAAAUUGUUGCUCUCGUUUGCUCAACUAUUAAGAACAUUCAUUUAAAAUUUUCACUGACUCAUUCUCCCCAUUGCUCCCCGUUAACGCCCCAAAUUCUCUCAAGUUCAACCACCAAGCAAUUAGAAACUAGUUGGUACCAAAUCUAGCGAACACACCCUGAGACCAGCUAGAAAAUCAAUUAAGAAUGCGAGUAAAUUGAGUAAGGCCAUCUGACUACCUAACUUCCUAGGUUCGUACCCUCUACUAAUAUGGAGAGUGGCCAAGGGCACACAGAUAGCAACAUAUCCUGAAACAGGGGAACCUGGCCCUCUGCCCACUACUACUGACCGAUUGGCCCACCCGACAAGAUACUGGUUCCCCCAGUAUACCCUGAACCAGUGGCGUACAUACCGCGGUCACAGGGGUCGCGGCUGCGACUGGGCCUGGCCCACCAAGGGGCCCGGCCGCCCUGCGACCCAGUAUGUACCCAGAGUGGCCAGCCUCUUCUCCUGGGGGGCCCAGGAGCCGGUCACCUCAGGGCCCCCCGAGGCUGGCCCUGGUGUUACCCAUCGGGCUGGCUGGUGGGCGCGCGAAGGAGCACUCUCCCCUGAGGGCUCUCUGCCCAGCUCCCUCGCGCACCGCACUGAUGCCGGAGCCGGAAUAUGAUGUCAUAUUCCGGCUCCGGCAUCAGUAUGCGGUGCGCGAGGGAGCUGAGCAGGAAGCACUCAGGAGAGAAAGCUCCCUCGCGCGCCCGCCAGCCCGCUGGGUGACACCAGGGCCAGCAACACCACUGGACCCCAGGGAAUCCCGUCAGCACUCCCAAAGGUAAGGAGGCUGGGGGAUUAAAUUUAAAAAAAAAACAUGUGUGUGUGUUAGUGUUAGAGUGUGUGUUAGUGUUAGUGUGUGUGUUAGUGUUAGAGUGUGUGUGUGUGUAUGUGUUAGUUUGUGUGUCAGUGAGUGUGUUACUGUGUGUGUCUGUUACUGAGUGUGUUAGUUUGUGUGCAUCUGUUAGUGAGUCUGUUUGGUGUCUGUUAGUGAGUGUGUAUGUGUCUGUCACUAAGUGUGUGUCUGUUCAUGAGAGUGUGUGUGUGUCUGUUAGCUAGUGUGUAUGCGUCUGUUCGUGAGAGUGUGUGUGUCUUCAGCACUUACCUUUCUCCAGCGCCGGACUCCCUUGGUGCUGGGGAUCCCUCUGCCCCGAUCCUCCGCUCAGCUCCAAAUGCGCAUGCGCGGCAAGAGCAGCGCGUGUAUUCAAACCGCCCAUAGAAAAGCAUUACUCAAUACUUUCCUAUGGACGUUCAGUGUCUUCUCACUGUGAUUUUCACAGUGAGAAUCGCAGAAGCUCCUCUAGCAGCUGUCAAUGAGACAGCCACUAGAGGCUGGAUUAACCCUCAGUGAAACAUAGCAGUUUCUCUGAAACUGCUAUGUUUUCAGCUACAGGGUUAAAACUAGAGGGACCUGGCACACAGACCACUUCAUUGAGCUGAUGUGAUCUGGGUGUCUGUAGUGGUCCUUUAAGUGUAUGUGUAUUUGCACGCACUGGCGUACAUACGGCAGGGGUCUGUGACCCCUGCGACCGGGUGCCCGCCACCAUUUGUUGCGGCCCAGGCCCGCGCAGAGCAAAUGCGCGGGGGGGGCCCACAGAUCAGUUUUUGCACUGGGGCCCCAUGGGUUGUGUGUACGCCACUUCCCCGAACCACACCCAAGAUCUGGCUGGGUCCCAUGCACUACUGUGCACCAGGUGCCCCACACAGUUGCAUACCCAUAUUUACACGCUCUAUGCAUAUUCUACACUAUGGAUUCUUAAUUGUGCACCUGCACGAACUCCUGUGACUUCACCGAGGUUACAAAGACGUCCCCCGCACCCUCCAGAGGGCUAGGCUGCUUAUAGCUACCAGUGUUGCAUUGCCCCUGGUAUCCCCACCCUAAGACCUAAGAUCUCUGGGAUGUGAACACCCCACAUACAGAGAUAUUUCUGCCCUCCAACCUACAAAACACGAUGGGUAAAAAUGUAUGCUUAGGCGUUACUUGUUGACCAAUACCAGUAUACUAUGGGACUGCCAGUAAUGUGUGACUCUCUGUUUACCAUUAUGCCAAACCAUAUGUACUUGUGCAAAUGUGUUAUGUCUGCAUCUUACAAUAAAAAUGAAACAUUUUAAAAAUGUUCACUGACUAAAUCACUGAAUGGUUUGGUAAUUUAUGACAUUAUAACCAAAAACAGAAUGUGUAUAGCAAACAGUUUAGCACACUGUGACAUUUUCCCAAUAAAUAUAAACAUGACAAUCAAGGUAAAAGCAGGUGAAUACAUUUCAAAUAUUUGCAAUAUAUAUUUUAUAGAAAUUCCUCCUAAAACUUUGAGACACAAAAUAAUGAGUGAUUAAUAUUAUUAUGGAUUAAGGUAUAAUCAGCAGCAUUUAUUGCUAAGCUUAGCACACAGUACCCAUAGUGUAGUAUCCCCCAUCAGACAUUGGUUACACCUGUCUGCAAUGUGUUGUAAAACAGAAAGAAGACCGUAAAUACUUAGUAAAUUACAGAUCCACCCUGUCGUUCAAACACACCCAGGAGAGUCGAAGCAGGUAAAAAAAACACCAGCAGAGACCUGUGUAUACAUUGUUACAGUCACUGCUACAUACGUCUGGGCUCCCUAAAUCUACACUUGUCAACACAUGGUGAGUGUGUAGAAUGAUGAGCUCAUUAAACCUUAUCCAUACAAAUUACAGCUGAAAAAAGAGACAGCAAUCAGUUCAAGUAUGUGUCUGCACCAAUAAAGACCUCUUCACCCACCCGUUUGCUGCUGGUGUUUUGGAUUUUUUUAAACUUGUAUUUUCAGCUGGCUGAAGUAGAGUCAAUUCCACAAUUUGAGACCAACCCUCCCUAAACACUGAAGUAAUAGACAGCUAAAAUACAUAAAAUAAAGAAUGUAUUCCGUACAUUAGGACCAAAAGAAUGAUCAGCUUUCAUUUGCAAUUCAUACCAGUAUUCUCUGUAUUAGCCCCCCUCCACCAGCAAAUACCCUGACCAACAAGUUAGCAAAUAUAAUAAUACUUUCACCGCUCUCUAAUGAGGAUCACAGUUAUGGUUACUGCUUAUCAAAGGUCACGAUGCAUUGCUGUAAAUCAAGACUGUGACGAAGUGCCCUUCGCCACUUGUGCCUGGAGAGGACUGCUUGCCCGCCUCUUGCCCUGUGACUAUUGCCCUUUAAAGACAUGAUUUGGGCAAAAUGGAUUUGUGUUGUGCUGCUGCUGGCCCUUUAAGAACCAUCUGGGGACAUACUGUGGAGUUACUGGGUGGCCACCAUUUCCUGUAUCAGAAGCACAUGGUGAGAACAAUGGAUGGCGGCCAUUUUAACUCACAGACACUGUUUGGACUUUUCAACACGGUGCCAUCUCGCCAGUAUUUGGUGCACAGAGACAUCGUGCAGUGGUUUUGGACUAUACAGCAGGGGACACAUUAUACAGUAAUUGUUUUUCAUUUAGCCUGUAUAUGUUCUGCAGAAUCUGCAUUAAACUGUAUUUUCCAAAGUACUGAACGGAUCUGGGUGAAUUUUGGAUAUGUGGUUCACCCAGAUCCCCCGGUUCCAAGGAUAUACUUUUUAUGGGGUUAUUGCAUGUUUUGGGGUCCCUGUGAUGUAUAUUUUAGAAGUUAUGAAUGCUGUAAAAAUUGUAAUGUUUCUGGCCAGCAGAUAAUUGAGCUUUGUGUAUUGUAGAAACUCAAUUAUCUAGCCUGGCCCAGAGGAGGAGUUUUGUGUUGCAUAAAUUGUGAGUUCUGUGUGCCAGUAAAUCAGUCUUGUUCCAGCAUUAAGCCUUGGCUCAUGUUUGGGGGAUUGGAGAAAUACACUCUGGGGAUUGCUAUAAUCACUAUACUCCCCAGGGUAUGAUCACUAAGUUCUGCUAAGAGCUUGUUCCUGCUCUCUGGGGAAAGAGAGGUUCACCCACUGGAAGCUGGAUCCUGGCCUUGGGUCCAGGGUGGGUGGAGACAGCAGAGACCCCAGCGCAGUUGCAUCGCUGGAAGUGGGGUCUGCAGUGCUGAUGGUGUCGGUUGGAGUGCUUGGAGUCCUCGGCAAGCGCUAGGAGCAUCGAUUGGCGGAGGUACUCAGUCGGAGUGCCAGCGUUCCGUCACAUUUGGUGGCAGCGGCGGGAUGGCGUCCUAGUGCGAGGACCAGCAGCUCGGAGACACCGGUAACGUGUGGAGUUACGGAUUUAUAAUUGAGGGCAACGCUAGCCUCUGCGCAGCGUCCCUACCUACAGCAACAUGGAGCUAGCAAGACCCUGGACAGCAGCCAGUGAAUUGCAAAUCCGCCUGUCACAGUGCUAUGAGGGUGCUGAUUUCAUGAAGGAAGUAAAGGCGCGGCUGGUCUGGUUUGGCCCAAACCCUUCAGAUGAGGUGGUCCAUCAAGUGAUGCGCAUGUUGAGUACUGAGAACCAAGACGCACGGAACUACGAGUACCAACUGUGGAGUUUGGGGGUAUUGACACCCCGUCUCCAGCGACAGAGUGAGUUACAGGGAGAGGAGAGCAGCGACCUCCCUUCCCAGCGGCAGUGCACCGUACAGAGGGAAGAGACAACCGGUCUCUCUCCCCAGCGGCGUCCUGAGUUCCAGGAGGAGGUGAUGGUAGAUCCCUCCCCCGUACAGCAACCAGCGUCCUGGGGAGGGGAGGCAACCGGCCUCCCUCUCCAACAGCAGCCGGAGGUGGGCGACCUCAUAGACUUGUCCUGGGGACACAGAGAGAUGGCAAGCGGAGAUGGGACCGAAGUCUCUCUGCCAGCCCUACAGGGAUGCUGGGCAGUCAGCCCAGGUCCCCAGCGGCAGUAUAAUAUACAGGGAGAGGAGACAACUGGUCUCUCUCCCCAGCGGCGGCCUGAGUUCCAGGAGGAGGUGAUGGUCGAUCCCUCUACCUUACAGCAACCAGCGUCCUGGGGUGUGGGGGCAACCAGCCUCCCCCUCCAACAGCAGCCAGAGAUACCGGGAGAGGGGGAAGACAAACCUAACCACACAGGCGCAGAUGGGACCGCGGUCUCUGUACCAGUCCUACAGGGAGGCUGGACGGGUGGUCCAGAUCCCCAACCAACCCCGCAGGGAUGCCAGGAGGAGGAGGUAAGCGAAACUUCCCCUCCCCAGCUACAUCCCAACUGGGUCCUGGGGGCAGUGGAUGAGCCUGCGAUACCCACUGACCCCCUCCCAGCAGAAGAGCUGGCAUCUGGGCAGAGCUCUGUUAGCCUCUGCCCCCCCUUUUCCCCUGUAUCAGAGCCUGACUUACCACGGGUUACCCCAGUGGAAGAGCUGGCAGUAGGGCAGAGCGCCGCUGGCCUCUGCCCCCCAAGCAACACCAGCAGUUUGCCUAGCUGCACCAGGGAGACCGAGAGUGCUGCGCCGUCCCACUACAAACUUGAACCUACAGGCCAGUACCAUUUAUUGUGGGGGGGUUACUCUGCAUAUUUUUCUUUGUGGGUGGGCUGCCCGACUAAUCUAGAUACUGACCGGCAGAAGGUCAGGUACCUGUUUAGUCUUCCCUCCAAAGGGAAGAUGUGUGACGAAGUGCCCUUCGCCACUUGUGCCUGGAGAGGACUGCUUGCCCGCCUCUUGCCCUGUGACUAUGGCCCCUGGGAUGUAUUGCCCUUUAAAGACAUGAUUUGGGCAAAAUGGAUUUGUGUUGUGCUGCUGCUGGCCCUUUAAGAACCAUCUGGGGACAUACUGUGGAGUUACUGGGUGGCCACCAUUUCCUGUAUCAGAAGCAUAUGGUGAGAACAAUGGAUGGCGGCCAUUUUAACUCACAGACACUGUUUGGACUUUUCAACACGGUGCCAUCUCGCCAGUAUUUGGUGCACAGAGACAUCGUGCAGUGGUUUUGGACUAUACAGCAGGGGACACAUUAUACAGUAAUUGUUUUUCAUUUAGCCUGUAUAUGUUCUGCAGAAUCUGCAUUAAACUGUAUUUUCCAAAGUACUGAACGGAUCUGGGUGAAUUUUGGAUAUGUGGUUCACCCAGAUCCCCCGGUUCCAAGGAUAUACUUUUUAUGGGGUUAUUGCAUGUUUUGGGGUCCCUGUGAUGUAUAUUUUAGAAGUUAUGAAUGCUGUAAAAAUUGUAAUGUUUCUGGCCAGCAGAUAAUUGAGCUUUGUGUAUUGUAGAAACUCAAUUAUCUAGCCUGGCCCAGAGGAGGAGUUUUGUGUUGCAUAAAUUGUGAGUUCUGUGUGCCAGUAAAUCAGUCUUGUUCCAGCAUUAAGCCUUGGCUCAUGUUUGGGGGAUUGGAGAAAUACACUCUGGGGAUUGCUAUAAUCACUAUACUCCCCAGGGUAUGAUCACUAAGUUCUGCUAAGAGCUUGUUCCUGCUCUCUGGGGAAAGAGAGGUUCACCCACUGGAAGCUGGAUCCUGGCCUUGGGUCCAGGGUGGGUGGAGACAGCAGAGACCCCAGCGCAGUUGCAUCGCUGGAAGUGGGGUCUGCAGUGCUGAUGGUGUCGGUUGGAGUGCUUGGAAUCCUCGGCAAGCGCUAGGAGCAUCGAUUGGCGGAGGUACUCAGUCGGAGUGCCAGCGUUCCGUCACAAAGACCUUUUAGUAAUCAUUCUUUUUAUAAUAGCAAUCUAGACUGACCUAGGAAAAAUGAAUGAUUUAAAUGUAAAAAAAUUUAAGAAACUUAGAUUGUGUUCAGUCUAGGUUACAGAGUGAGAUCUGUAAUCUUUUUACUGGAGCUCCUGUAUGCCGACCAAGUACCUCUGCAAAAUCCACUUCCUAGCAUUUAGUAAGCGAGCAUGGAAUGACUGGGAUCUCUCUGGAAUUCUUCUACCUAACCAAACUCUUCUUCCAAGCAGGUAUCAUCCCCUCUGCCUAUUCUUCUAUAGCUAAGCUUAUAGUGAAUGCUCAUGUCUUUACAAAGACACUUAAGGCUCUUUUUUUUAACGUGCCCCCAGGCUAAAGGGAUCAUGGAGCCAGCCAACAGGUCUGAAGACUCUGUUACUGGGAUCCCUAAAGAUCCACACAGGACACACAGUUACAAAAGGAACUAUCAUACUCAGCAUUAUUUUUUUACUCAGGAUCGGCCCACUUGUUCCUUACAUAUAGAUUACUGCGACAACUAAAAAAAAUAUACAAACAAUAUAAUCACAUAAGACAACAUAGAGAAACUUAUAAUGACAUAUUUAUAAAGGGGUGGGGAAGACAAUAAUUAACACAAAAUAUCUCUCUUGCCUGCAGAAUUAGCAAUAUGCAAAUCUGCCUGGAUAUGCUAUUCAGUGUCUGUAUGAAACUCCAGGUGAAGGUGACUAUAAUCUUCUAUUUUUCUUACCUGUUCUGGAGACAAAACCCUUUUAAAAUAUACAAAUAUAAUUAAUAUUAUAAUAUAAAGCAAAAAAAAUGUGCCUGAUAACAAUGUGCAGUAAGGUCUACAUGUGAAAUGACCUAUAUAAAUCUUAUAUCUCCUUUACACUCAGGCGGCUCUCUGUGUUCUGCUCAGUCAGUUCCACACUGUUCCGAGUGCUCUGGCCUGCUUUGGUUUUGUUUGGGAGUUCUCAAAUUUGGCUUCGUCGUCUGCCUAUUCUUCUGCUAUUUCAGAAUUAUUGAUUUAUGAUUGCUACCUAACAAAUAUUGCUCUCAAACUGCCUGAAGGUAUUUUCUGAUAAAGAACACUCCAUUCCUCUAAAGUACUUCAACUUAUUCACGUGGCUUAGGGGUUAACUGCAUAUCCCUGCAGGUUUUAUUUAUGGAAGCAACAAUUUCAAGAGAAAUCUGGACUUUUAUAAAUGCCUUUAGUAACACCUUGCAACUGUCAAGUAGACAGCCCGCUUGGUUUCCUGCUUCAUUGCUUUGAACUUUGUCGCGGAAUGCUUCUCAUGAAGAAAAAGUGGUGUCAAUGUUUCUCUAUGAGAGCGAUUGUAAGUGUGUCUUCGGUAUGCGAAGCAUCUGAAUGGGCACAAGGCAUCAGUAAUACAUAUCACAGUACGAAGAAGCAAACUGCAGUGAAGAAACUCUCUCACCGCAGGAAUAGAGGUGAGUUUGAUUUAAAGGACCACUAUAGUGUUUUCCUGACACUAUAGGGUCAUAAGGCCCAGCCUCAUGGCAUCUCCCUCCCACUUGGCUGAAGGGGUUAAAACCCCUUCAGCCACUUACCUUUCUCCAGCGCCGGGCUCCCUUGGCACUGGAGAACUCUCCUCCUCCUGCCGAAGUCAUCGCCGAAUGUGCAUGCGUGGCAAGAGCCGCGCGCGCAUUCAAACAGCCCAUAGGAAAAUAUUACUCAAUGCUUUCCUUUGAUUUUCACAGUGAGAAUCGCAGAAGCGCCUCUAGCGGCUGUCAGUGAGACAGCCACUAGAGGCUGGAUUAACCCUAUGUUUUCAGCUGCAGGGUUAAAACUGGAGGGACCUGGCACCCAGACCACUUCAUUGAGCUGAAGUGGUCUGGGUGCCUAUAGUGGUCCUUUAAGUAUUUCCAUGCUGAUAUUGUCAUUGAAGUGUUCCAAUAAACUCAAUAAACCAGUAAAUUAAUAUAUUCCUAUUACUUUAUUAAGUUUGUCAGAGUAUAAUGCAACUGUUACGGGGUCCCAGGCUAAUCCUUAUGGAAAUAUUGGCAGACCAAAGGUAAAAAGAGUCCUUGAGGUACUUUGACCAAAUGCUGAAAUGUGUAAAAAAAACAUAUACUGGAUUAUUCACUGAAGUGAGAAUUUAAAAUUUACGGGCAAAAUAGCCAAACUGGAAAAUUCCAAUAUGGCUGCUUUUGCUUUAAAUUCAAAAUUCUCACUUUAGUGAAUAACGUUAAUACUGAGAACUAUAUAUUUUCAUUGUUGAGAAACACUGCUCCGCAUUAUAAAUCACACACUGUAGGAACCAACAAUAAUUGCUAUACUGUGUUUUCAAUUGAAAAACAAAAUGGCGUUUCACGUUUUCAGCUAAGGGUCCUGUGUUUUACAGGGGGAAAAUGGUAUAACUUUUUUUAUUUAUUUAUUUUUUAUAACACAUUGAGGGUGUUACCUGAAAGCAGCGGCAAUAUUUCAUCCUGACAAAUAUGUUCUCAGGGCAUCAGUUGAUAGUGCAAAGGCCAGGCCCGAGGUGCAUUGGAGGGUGCAGACAGGUGUGGUUUAAAGUGAUCACUUAGAAAACAGACUCUAUGACAAGAGCGUGGGAGGCACCGGUAGCCUGUUUGGGCUAGAAGCGACAUGUUAGAGAUACUGACAGACUAAAUAGCAGAAAAGGCCAAACUACUCACAUUGACCUCCAUCAAUUCUAGCUUUACUAAGGAUGAAACUUUAUAAAAACUUAAACAAUAAUAGUGAAUAUCAAUAUUUGUAACAACAUAUAAAACAAAUCUCUUUAUUCCUGAAAUCCCUAAGUAGCAAGCUGCUGAAGAAUGGUAUAAAACGUCUGCAGCAUUGUGAUGUUAUAACCUCAAAAUAUUCUAAUUUAUUACUCAUUUUCCAGUGCCAGAAUCUAAAAGCAGCAUAUUUGGAGUUUUGUGUUUUUCCUCACUUCUAUUUAUAACGUGAACAGUGCUUUGAUUAUCUUUCCUGAAUUUUGCCAGAAUCUAAAAUAGAAUGUCUAUAUAUAUAUAAAAAAAGAAUGAAGGGGGAGUUGUGAAACAAAAUAUUUUGUGUGAAUGGAAAAGAGUUCUUAAAAUAAAUUGAUUCACAACAUGCGGUAGUCACUCUGUGUGUUCCCAUAUUAAAGAAGCAUCCCCCAAAAUGUCAGGUGGAUGGUGCAUGUGCAGGUCUAGUUUGAAUUACAAACAUGGUAAGCCUAUAACUUGUGUUAUUAACUCUGUAACUGCCAGGCCUAUUGACCAUUGGAGUGAUACUAAAAAAAAAAAAUCUCCAGAUAUUUAAAUGUGCAUAGGGAUUUGGGAUAGUGCGCAUGUAACUUUAUUGUAUGUAUUGGGACUCAAGUGUACUAUAGUCAUUGCUGUUGCCCAGGAGUAGUGGGAGUUUGAGCACAGGGCUCAGUUGUGUAUGUUUGUAUUUGGUUUUGUAUCACACAGUUACGUUACAAUGCUGUUACCCAUCCCAUGUGUCCCCUAUUAAGGGUUAAUAAGUAUAUAGGGAGUUUAGAAAAAUAACCCUCUGUGUCUCAUUAGAGAUUGUGCCUUGAGCUGAAGACAGCAAGGUGAAUUGUUAGUCUAGGACUCACCUAAGAGGUUUUGACUUGAUGUAGGUGAGCUUACACUUAAAUGGCCACUUUUGAGAUACUAAUAAACCUCCAGUGAUUUAAAUGUGCAUAGAGACUUGGGAUAAUGCGCAAGUAACUUUUUUCUAUGUUUUUUAUUGUAUGUAUUAGGGUUGAUGUGUAUGAUAGUCAUUGCUGCUGCCCAGGAGUCGUGGGAGUCUGAACACAGUGCUUAAUUUUAUAUGUUUAUACUGUCAGGGCAUUAAUUAAUUAUGAGGUCUGCAGUAGUUGAUCAGUUUGGACACCGUGUUUCACUAGGGAAAUCAUUUUAUUUAUUUUUAAAAUAAUGUUAUAGCAGCUCUAUGUUGCACUGUGUAAGCAUUAUAUUAUAUAUUAUUAUAAAUAAAGGGUGCACUCAAUCUCACAUCCUUCAUUUCCAGUACAGCACCUCACCAGAUUGCAUCAUUCACCCUUCUCCCAUAGAGCACCCUCUCAUUGCUUGUGCCCCUAAUUUACCCUAAACCUAAUUCUUCUAAACCCUGUAAUGCUAUCCUCUACACCUACACCCCAAAAACAUAAAUUCUCCGAAGUCUGCUAGCCAUAGUUCUCCAUCUCGGGGACAUUGCUAGGUUAAAGAAACACCUGGGGCUUAAUGAUAAAGCAAAAGUCUAUGACCCCUAUACUAACAGAGAUGUGGGGAUGUGUCACGACAUAUCCCUGCUUUUUAUGUUAUGUUCCAUCCUCUCUAUCCAUGGACAGUGUGCUGCUAAUGUGCCAUGACCUCAAUGAAAACAUAGCCUGGUAGAAACCCUAGCAGCACAACCAAGCACGAACUGCGAUCCCUCCAUAAUUCUGCCACGUGCCCUAAAAUUCUGUUCCCCUGCACUCCUACCCUGCAGUCAUAUAAAGGGGCACCAUCAUUCUGUCCCUCUAAGUGACCUUGCAGGACACUAUACUACUGAUCUUUCUUUUAUGUUUGUUUUAAAUAUGGAACACUUCAGGAAUUUGCCAUCCAUCCUUUUGCAGGGUCCUUCAUACCCUUCUCUGUAUUGUUCCAAGUUGAGUAUAAGUGCUGCUGAAGCGUGUACUGAUCUUUCUCUUGAAAAGCAGCUGCCUUGUGUGAAAUGAAAAGAAAUAAAAAAAAUACAAAUAUUCUCCUGCUCCCUCCAUUACCAGUAGAGAUCUACAGCCCACAAACCACCCCCAGCAACUCUUAAUGCUCCGUCUCAUAACAAUUAAAAUGCUCUUUUUUCGCAGUUGUCUCUGUGUUAGUUCUUGAGAAGAGUAUUGCUAUAAGCUUUUGUUUGUGCUGCAGAUUUUAGCUACUAGGUAAGUAAGAAUGCUGCUUUUGGCCAUGCACAAAUUCUAUUCAUGAAUGCCUGGCAAUGCUGGACUCCAAAAAGGAAUUCAUAUCUGAUAAGCAGAUAAAAUUGGAACAGCUGCCAAGUGAAUAUUAUGCAAAUACAUGGACUGUAGCCAGCACACAGUCAAAAGAAGAAACUGGCAGUAACAUAGAGCCAAGUGUGAUGGCUUCAUAAUCCCCCUAGUGGUCAAAGAAAGCAUUGCUGCCAGUCAUACAAUGUGAUUCACAGUGAAACUAGUACAGAUAACCUUGUACUGUACGGUACAGACAUUUUUCAACCUGUAAAGAAGACUGAUAACAACCUUCAGUAGCUCAGAGCAAAAAUAUUAUUUAUCAAUGUUUAUUUUAAUUUAGUUAAAAAAAUUCUAUUGCAUCAACUGUGUAAUUCCACAUGUCUAUCAUUUGUAUGCAGAGUACAUUUUUCAUUGUUUAGAAAAUAUGUAACAUUCAGCGUGAGUUCAGUUAUACAUGUCAUGGGACAAAUCAAUUCACUUUCACAAUGUUGCGGUCAAAAUGGUAAGUAUAAAAAGUAAAUUAAGUUAUAACAGCAACUUUCAUUUAAGGUGAUUCUCCAGUGCCAGGAAAACAUAUUAGUUUUGCUCGCACUGCAGGACCCUGUAGUGCCCCUCUUCCUCCCACCCCCCAUCCCAAGUUGCUGAAGGGGUUAAAACCCCUUCAGUGACUUACCGGAGUACUCUUCAGUGACUUAGCGUAGUACUCUGGUACUUUCCGCCUAUUCUCCUCCCCCACCGACGUCAGCCGGCGGGGGAGACCUAAUGUGUGGCAAUGGCCGCGCAUGCGCAUUGGACGCAUUGGACGCAUUGGACCUCCCCAUAGGAAAGCAUUAUUUAAUGCUUUCCUAUGGGGAUUUAGGUGACGCUGGAGGUCCUUGCUUAAAACAUUUUCGUGUUCUAAGAACAUGGAAGUCCCUCUAGUGACUGUCUGAUAGACAACCACUAGAGGAAGAGUUAACCCUGCAAGGUAAUUAUUGCAGUUUAUAAAAACUGCAAUAAUUACACUUGCAGGGUUAAGGGUAGUGGGAGUUGGCACCCAGACCACUUCAAUGGGCAGAAGUGGUCUGGAUGCCUGGAGUGUCCCUUUGAACUGUGUUUCUAUUAAGGCAUCACUGACCUGUUAAAGAAAUGUCACAAAUGUCAGGGAAACAGAGGAAAAACCCUAAUCCUAACAAAAUAUGAUUAACAUACUCGCACAGUUGGUGAAGAGGACUUCUGUGUUGGGGCAACAUCACUGUCCCAUUAUGCUUUAGGCUUACAUGUCUGAGCAUCUAAUAGAGAAAUGAUGUAUGGGUGCAAGCGAGCUUGGCAUUUCCUCGAGAAUUUCUGUAGGCAGACGUGCGCCAUCUGUACAGCACUGGAAGUGUUAGCUAAUUUGCAUACUUUGCAGGGAAAUGACAAUUCCUCUCUAAAGUGUUUCUCAUGCAAUAUGUUAUGGUGUUUCGUUAAUGAAUCGGUGACCUAGUUUUCAGCAAUGUUUACAGUUCGAGAAAAGCACAUAAAACACAUUGCUAAGUGUAUGAAUAUCUGUCUAUCCAUCCAUCUAUCACUACCCAUCCAUCCAUCCAUCCGUCUAUCUAAUAUCUAUCUAUACAGGAACAGAAUUAGUACACAUCAUAUUUCCUUUAAACAGAGUAAAAUUCAUCAACGCUCUUCAGUAAAAAAAAAAGAAAUUUGAAAAUAGUGAUAGUGGUGUAGCUCUACUUUAUUUUUACAAAAGGAGGGUAAAUAUUCAUCUUUUUCAUGUACAAUUUACCAGUUUGCAGCAAUGUAUAAAAUAAUGCUAAUAAACUGGAUGUAUUUAAAUUGUGACAUUACACAGAAUAUAGAAGUACCCUGAAUUCCUAGAAGUGUUUUACAGAUGACAAGCCAAUCUGUUUCCGCAGUUAGAGAACAUUUGCAGUAUGUAUUAUACACCCACUACAUAUCCACUUCCCAUGUAUCAGGAUUUAUACUCGCAUGAAUUGUUUUAGACUGCUCCAGUUAAAUGCCACAGGCAUCUCGAUAUUUCAGAAAAUCAUUCCCUAUAUUGACAUUUUGUGAAUUUUAUGAUUGCAGUAUGUUUGCUCACAAUACUAAAUACAGUUUUACUCACACUGAUUGAAUGAUAACGAAAGCCAACAAGCAAGCAGAAGCAGAUGUUAUCAGUUUCCCAGACUAAAACCUAUUCAAUCAAUUGAUGAAGUGCACGUAAUUUACAAAUGUAGGUUUUCUCACAGUGGAAGCCCCAGGGAAGGCUUUGAGCUGUAAAUCUUGGGCUACUGAGAAAUGUAUCCUAAAAAUAUUUAAAGCUGGGUGUUGUAACUAAUUCAAUGAAUCUCUCCCCCAGGUAUUAUAUUAGGUAAAAUAAGGGUUUAUCAUCCCCCCAUUUUCUGUGGAGUGUACACAAGGGCCAGUCUGUACUGGUUUCCACCACGCCAUACUUUAUAUCAAUGUUAUCUUACUAAAGUGACAAUUUACAGUGAAUUUCAAAUUUAAGCUUUGGCUAUUUUGACCAUAAAUUUCAAAGUCUCAAUUUAGUAAAUAACCCUGUAUAUGUUUGGGUUUCUGCAGUUUUGAUUUAUGUGGCAUUCCAAAUGCAGAAUUUUCCCAUAGUUUUGCAGUGUGUCAUUGAAUACAAAUAUAUAUUUAUAUAUUUAUUUAUUUUAUUGUUUUUGAGUUUUUUAAGCUACCAGGGAGCAGGAAUUGAUUACAACAAGCACAGAGUGUUCUGUGACAAAAUAUUAUUUCAUAACACUUAUUAAAAAGCAAACCUAUCCACACUGCUCCUGUUUAUUAUGAAAUAAAAGAACCUACAGGCUUUGCACAUUCUGAAAGGAAUGGAAGGAGACAGGGGGCGGGGACAAGCUGCCUAAAGAGGGAGAGCGGCAGCUCUGAUUGGCCGAGAAAUGCAAAGGGUGGAACCUUGGAGUUUUAGGAUUGAAACAAAACAUCGCGUGCAACCAGGCAGCUCUCACAGUGUCCGGGACUGGAGAACAGAACUGUAAACAUUGUAUCAGCCUUCCCUGCAGUGGGCACAGAGCAGCACUGUAUUCAUUGUAUCAGCCUUCCCUGCAGUGGGCACAGAGCAGCACUGUAUUCAUUGUAUCAGCCUUCCCUGCAGUGGGCACAGAGCAGCACUGUAUUCAUUGUAUCAGCCUUCCCUGCAGUGGGCACAGAGCAGCACUGUAUUCAUUGUAUCAGCCUUCCCUGCAGUGGGCACAGAGCAGCACUGUAUUCAUUGUAUCAGCCUUUCCUGCAGUGGGCACAGAGCAGCACUGUAUUCAUUGUAUCAGCCUUCCCUAAGAGGAUACUCCUGCCCCAGCUUGGAUCUGAGCACUCAUAUUACCUGGGAAAGAUGCGUCUGAUCCAGAACAUGUGCACUAUUACCGAGUACCCACCGGGCACAGCCACAGACACUGCCAGCCAUGGCAGCCCUAACAGCAGGGUCAUUAAGAUCUCUGUCAUUGGGGGCAGCGGAGUGGGCAAGACAGGUGAGUCUACAUUCCUCACUGUAUAACCUUAACUGACCUGCAUGCGUUGUAUAUGUAGAAUAGAAAUAUAUUAAGUUACCUGAAACAUAGAACAACGUAUAUAGUUUAUAUUUUUUCUGUUUUUCAGUUAACUCAAUAUAUUGAUAUUAUUUGUACUUUUGGCUUUAAUAUUGUCAGCCUGAUUGAGUCUCAUAUUGUUAGUGUGCAAUUGGGAAAUAGCCAUAAGCAUUAAUGCUGAAAGUAGUUUGUUAUUAACAUUUAAAGGAUGGCUGGGUUUAUCUAUGGAAAGUGUGGCAAAAAAAAAGAAUCACAAUUAUACUCACAUUAGUAAAUCAAAUGGCUAUUGAGAAUGUGUAAUCACCCCAACUGUCAUCUGAUGGGUUAUUGGAUACAGGGAUGGACUGUCAUGGCUCCCUGUUUUUUUUUUAUAGAAUCCCUGUGUGAGUGGCAGAAUCUGCAGAGAUUCUGGUGAAUGGCAACAUUUGCUGUACACAAUUGUGGAAUACUGGAAUAGCAUAGCACAGUCUAGGAAAUGGUAGUGCAGUGUUAUGGAAUGUGUGGGUGCUUUAGGACAUACAGUGUGUGUGGUACUAUUAAACAAUAUACAUAUAUAAAAGGCAGGCAUUGUAUCUAUAGAACCUUGCAGCUAACUGUUCUGUCCUUUUAUUUAUUUCAGCUCUUGUGGUCAGAUUUCUCACCAAGAGGUUUAUUGGCGACUAUGAGAGGAAUGCAGGUAAGCACAAUUGUUUUUGAUCUUCCCAUUAUGUUUGCUUCAUAAAGAUACAGCGAAGCCGCCUAUAAAGCUUCUUAGACUUUAUUGAUUGUAAUUAAAAAACAUAGAAUAGUGUGCGUUACUAGUGCAAAUAAGCUGAAACUUGACUAAUGAAUUGGUUGAUUGUUUCCCUAGGAAACCUGUACAGCAGACAAGUCCAAAUAGAUGGAAUGAAUCUGGCCAUUCAAGUUCAAGAUACUCCAGGUGUACAGGUAAAUUCACUUUCUCUGUCAAGCUUGUCUGAAUUUUGGUUAAUCUCUGAAAUGGCCAGGGGGCAACAUAAUACUUGAAGUAAUUAGCUUUAUUAGUAGUGCAGGGUCAACAGCUUAGGUUCGGCAUGACUUUUAUUUUGGUGGCCAUCACCUAAUGGAAUUUCUAGAAAACUGCCUUUUUAUGGUGGGUUCUGUCUGAGCUCUGCUUUAAUACAAACUUGAGAAAAUGGUGGGUUUUGUGCAGAAAGUUUUCUGUUUUUUUGUUGAAAUAGAGGUGAUUCUGUGAACUAUUGAACUUUAUAUAAACAUUUGAAAUGGCCGAACUGAGGCAGAUGUGGCCUCAUUACAGUUUACAUUCCGUCUAAUAUUCACGUGAAGUACAGAGAGACUUGUCUGGUUCUUGCCGUUAGGGCUGGGCAUGUGUCCAGAUCUAAAUGCUUCCAGCUUAUAUCUUAUACUUUCCAGACUCGCUGUCUAGCCAGCUCAUUUCCCUUUUUGUCCCACUACAAAGUCUUUCCCCUCUCCUAGUUGUAAUUUCCACGCAAGUAUAGUAUUCUCAAGUAUAUCUUAUUCCAGAUUUUGCAGCUGGAUCAACAUCCUUUAGGUUAGGGAGGUGAAAGACCAGACAGAUUUAUACAGUAUCUUCGUAGCACUCACGCUAAGUACUCUGUGGAAUUUUCUGCUAAUGUCUUCUUUGUAGGAACAGUGUUCCCUGAAGAUUUAAUUUUAUUUGUUUAACAUAUUUUUUUCUUUUUCUUUCCUUUUCAGAUGAAUGAGUCGAAUCUGGAGUGCAAUGAACAGCUCAACAGAUCAAUCCGAUGGGCAGAUGCUGUAGUUAUUGUAUUUUCCAUCACCGACUGUAAAAGCUACGAACUUAUAAGUCACCUUCACCAGCACGUGAGGCAGCUUCACCCAGACAACAGAAUUCCUAUUGUUGUUGUUGCCAACAAAGCAGACCUUCUUCACCUGAAACAGGUGGAGCCACAAAGUGGACUUCAGUUGGCCAAUAUGUUGGGGUGCACGUUCUAUGAAGUGAGUGUUAGUGAGAACUAUAUUGAUGUGUACAAUGCAUUCCAGGUACUCUGUAAAGAAAUUAGCAAACAUCAGACCACGGGGACACCCGAAAAAAGGAAAAAUUCUCUCAUCCCAAGACCAAAGUCUCCAAACAUGCAGGACUUAAAAAGACGCUUUAAGCAGGUACUAUCUGCCAAAGUACGGACAGCCACCUCAGUCUGA
Messenger RNA from Pelobates cultripes (western spadefoot toad), 46843 nucleotides. NCBI's taxonomy places the organism in Eukaryota, Metazoa, Chordata, Amphibia, Anura, Pelobatidae. The record is from the annotation of a GenBank genome assembly.